This is a messenger RNA of Pelobates cultripes (western spadefoot toad), 44990 nucleotides long. Lineage: Eukaryota; Metazoa; Chordata; Amphibia; Anura; Pelobatidae. The record is from the annotation of a GenBank genome assembly.
CAGAAAGGGGGAACAUGGGAGCCCGGUGACGUUAGAUGGUUCAUGAUGGACAGUCCAGGCGCGAUCUGAGAACGAGGUACCCGGAGAGCCUGAUCUCUCCAUAGAAACCUAUUGUGAUACACUGUAUCCCUCACCUGUAAUACACCCUGCAGCCAGGCUGCCCUGACCGGCUCACCCGUAACACACCCCGCAGCCAGGCUGCCCUGACCGGCUCACCUGUAACACACCCCGCAGCCAGGCUGCCCUGACCGGCUCACCUGUAACACACCCCGCAGCCAGGCUGCCCUGACCGGCUCACCUGUAACACACCCCGCAGCCAGGCUGCCCUGACCGGCUCACCUGUAACACACCCCGCAGCCAGGCUGCCCUGACCGGCUCACCUGUAACACACCCCGCAGCCAGGCUGCCCUGACCGGCUCACCUGUAACACACCCCGCAGCCAGGCUGCCCUGACCGGCUCACCUGUAACACACCCCGCAGCCAGGCUGCCCUGACCGGCUCACCUGUAACACACCCCGCAGCCAGGCUGCCCUGACCGGCUCACCUGUAACACACCCCGCAGCCAGGCUGCCCUGACCGGCUCACCUGUAACACACCCCGCAGCCAGGCUGCCCUGACCGGCUCACCUGUAACACACCCCGCAGCCAGGCUGCCCUGACCGGCUCACCUGUAACACACCCCGCAGCCAGGCUGCCCUGACCGGCUCACCUGUAACACACCCCGCAGCCAGGCUGGGCUGACCGGCUCACCUGUAACACACCCCGCAGCCAGGCUGCCCUGACCGGCUCACCCGUAACACACCCCGCAGCCAGGCUGCCCUGACCGGCUCACCCGUAACACACCCCGCAGCCAGGCUGCCCUGACCGGCUCACCUGUAACACCCGCAGCCAGGCUGCCCCUGACCGGCUCACCUGUAACACCCGGCCAGGCUGCCCUGACCGGCUUCACCUGUAACACACAGCCAGGCUGCCCUGACCGCUCACCUGUUAACACCCCCCAGCAGGCGCUGACCGCCUCACCUGUAACACACCCGCAGAGCUGCCUGACCGCUCACCGCUCCCCCCAGCCAGGCUGCCCUGACCGGCCACCCGCAACACACCCCAGGCUGCUGGGGGCUCACCUGUAACAUUCCCAGAGCUUGGCUGCGCCUGACCGGCUCUGUAACACACCCCGCACCUGUGGCCGACUCACCUGUAACACCCACGCAGCCAGGCUGCCCUGACCGGCUCACUGUAACACACCCCGCAGCCAGGCUGCCCUGACCGGCUCACCUGUAACACACCCCCCCCAGCCAGGCUGCCCUGACCGGCUCACCUGUAACACAACUCCCCCAGCCAGGCUGCCCUGACCGGCUCACCUGUAACACAACUCCCCCAGCCAGGCUGCCCUGACCGGCUCACCUGUAACACAACUCCCCCAGCCAGGCUGCCCUGACCGGCUCACCUGUAACACAACUCCCCCAGCCAGGCUGCUGCUCACCUGCCAGGCUGCCCUGACCCCGACUCACCUGUAACACAACUCCCCAGCCAGGCUGCCCUGACCGGCUCACCUGUAACACACCCCGCAGCCAGGCUGCCCUGACCGGCUCACCUGUAACACACCCCGCAGCCAGGCUGCCCUGACCGGCUCACCUGUAACACACCCCGCAGCCAGGCUGGGCUGACCGGCUCACCUGUAACACACCCCGCAGCCAGGCUGCCCUGACCGGCUCACCCGUAACACACCCCGCAGCCAGGCUGCCCUGACCGGCUCACCCGUAACACACCCCGCAGCCAGGCUGCCCUGACCGGCUCACCCGUAAUACAACCUGCAGCCAGGCUGACCUGACCGGCUCACCCGUAAUACAACCUGCAGCCAGGCUGCCCUGACCGGCUCACCUGUAUUUUAUUUUAUUUAGUUUGUAAAAUGCUUCAAAAAUUAAACAGAAUAACAAAAUAAAUAACAAAAUAACAAUAAUAAACAAUCAACUGAAAUAAUACCCAAUUCAAACAUAAUACCAAAUGAAACAUAAAUACCCCAAAAUUAAACAUAAAUACCGAAAUAAAAACUCAGGAAGGGGCACUAAUAGGGGAGUAAACUUAUACCAAAUUAAAUAACUGGGAAUAACAGGGAGAGGGACCGGCUCACCUGUAAUAUUUUAUUUUAUUUAGUUUUGUAAAAUGCUUCAAAAAUUAAACAGAAUAACAAAAUAAAUAACAAAAUAACAAUAAUAAACAAUCAACUGAAAUAAUACCCAAUUCAAACAUAAUACCAAAUGAAACAUAAAUACCCCAAAAUUAAACAUAAAUACCGAAAUAAAAACUCAGGAAGGGGCACUAAUAGGGGAGUAAACUUAUACCAAAUUAAAUAACUGGGAAUAACAGGGAGAGGGACCGGCUCACCUGUAAUACACCCUGCAGCCAGUCUGGGCUGACCGGCUCACCUGUAAUAUUUUAUUUAGUUUUGUAAAAUGCUUCCAAAAUUAAACAGAAUAACAAAAUAAAUAACAAAAUAACAAUAAUAAACAAUCAACUGAAAUAAUACCCAAUUCAAACAGAAUACCAAAUGAAACAUAAAUACCCCAAAAUUAAACAUAAAUACCGAAAUAAAAACUCAGGAAGGAGCACUAAUAGGGGAGUAAACUUAUACCAAAUUAAAUAACUGGGAAUAACAGGGAGAGGGACCGGCUCACCUGUAAUACACCCUGCAGCCAGGCUGCCCUGACCGGCUCACCUGUAAUAUUUUAUUUUAUUUAGUUUUGUAAAAUUCUUCCAAAAUUCAAACAUAAUACCAAAUGAAACAUAAAUACCCCAAAAUUAAACAUAAAUACCGAAAUAAAAACUAAGGAAGGGGCACUAAUAGGGGAGUAAACUGAUACCAAAUUAAAUAACUGGGAAUAACAGGGAGAGGGACCGGCUCACCUGUAUUUUAUUUUAUUUAGUUUGUAAAAUGCUUCAAAAAUUAAACAGAAUAACAAAAUAAAUAACAAAAUAACAAUAAUAAACAAUCAACUGAAAUAAUACCCAAUUCAAACAUAAUACCAAAUGAAACAUAAAUACCGAAAUAAAAACUCAGGAAGGGGCACUAAUAGGGGAGUAAACUUAUACCAAAUUAAAUAACUGAGAAUAACAGGGAGAGGGACCGGCUCACCUGUAAUACACCCUGCAGCCAGUCUGGGCUGACCGGCUCACCUGUAAUACACCCUGCAGCCAGGCUGCCCUGACCGGCUCACCUGUAAUAUUUUAUUUUAUUUUAUUUAGUUUUGUAAAAUGCUUCCAAAAUUCAAACAUAAUACCAAAUGAAACAUAAAUACCCCAAAAUUAAACACAAAUACCGAAAUAAAAACUCAGGAAGGGGCACUAAUAGGGGAGUAAACUUAUACCAAAUUAAAUAACUGGGAAUAACAGGGAGAGGGACCGGCUCACCUGUAUUUUAUUUUAUUUUAUUUAGUUUGUAAAAUGCUUCCAAAAUUAAACAGAAUAACAAAUUAAAUAACAAAAUAACAAUAAUAAACAAUCAACUGAAAUAAUGCCCAAUUCAAACAUAAUACCAAAUGAAACAUAAAUACCCCAAAAUUAAACAUAAAUACCGAAAUAAAAACUCAGGAAGGGGCACUAAUAGGGGAGUAAACUUAUACCAAAUUAAAUAACUGGGAAUAACAGGGAGAGGGACCGGCUCACCUGUAAUACACCCUGCAGCCAGGCUGGCUCACCUGUAACACAACCUGCAGCCAGGCUGGGCUGACCGGCUCACCUGUAACACAACCUGCAGCCAGGCUGGGCUGACCGGCUCACCUGUAACACAACCUGCAGCCAGGCUGGGCUGACCGGCUCACCUGUAACACAACCUGCAGCCAGGCUGGGCUGACCGGCUCACCUGUAUUACAACCUGCAGCCAGGCUGACCUGACCGGCUCACCUGUAAUACAACCUGCAGCCAGGCUGACCUGACCAGCUCACCUGUAAUACACCCUGCCUUAUUUCUUCAGUAUGUACUAAACCUGAAAGCAGAUUUAUUACCACAAUUAUUUCAGGCAACAGAGUAUACCAUCACUUGCUAAUUCAUCUGACUUGUGCAGUGUAUGGAUGGGUCCUGCAUUACAAUAAAUAAGUCACACUGUUUAGUUAUCUCUGUGUUUGCAGUCAGUUGUGCUUGCAUAAUGUAUAAAUAUUAUUUUUUCACUGCCCAAAUUUAGUUUAAAAAUUAAAUAAAAAAAUAAAUAUAUAUAUAUAUAUGUAUUAAGGCAGUUUUGCCUGUAUUUGUGGGAGGGGCUUAAAUUAAUUCACUCCCCUAUAUAAGGGACACCCCUUACCUGACUCAUAUCGCUUGAGGUCAGCAUCAGAAUGAUUUCCACCUCCGGGUCAUCCAGACGCCAUUUUACCUGAUUACUCCAUGAGGUUUUCUAAGCUGAGCUGUGUCAGGAAUCCAGCCACAGGCUUUUCCGGCCUACCACCUUCUUCAAUCUAUCGCUGUGGAUGGUGUCCAAGUGACUCACAAACCGUAAGUUGACCUACCCAUUACGCCAGGCAUCAGUCCCACGGCACCAUGCAAGGGUCAGGUCCUCACUUUACGGCUGCAUUUUGUCUAAGUCUGUUCUAAAACCAUUGCAUGUUCAUGCAUAUCAUUCGUUUAAACCCCCUACUGGUCUUUGGGUGUACUACAGACUUCUUAGACAUUAUCGCAUUUCAUGUACAAACCAACUAACCACUGCAUCUUUGCCUACACACUGACCCCUACCGGUCAUUCGGUGUACUACAGGCUUCUCAGACAUUAUUGCAUUUCAUGUACAAACCAACGAACCACCGCAUUUUUCACCUACACACUGACCCCUAUUGGUCAUUCGAUGUACUACAGGCUUCUUAGGCGUUGUUUGCAUUUUCAUGUACAAACCAAUAAACCACUGCAUUUACACCUACACACUGACCCCUACUGGUCUUUCGGUGGACUACAUGCUUCUUAGACAUUAUCGCAUUUCAUGUACAAAUCAACUAACCACUGCAUUUGCGCCUACACACUGACCCCUACCGGUCAUUCUGUGUACUACAGGCUUCUCCAACAUUAUUGCAUUUCAGGUACAAACCAACAAACCACUUAAUUUUUCACCUACACACUGACCCCUAUCAGUCAUUCGGUGUACUACAGGCUUCUUAGACAUUAUUGCUUUUCAUGUAAAAAACAAUAAACCACUGCAUUUUCACCUACACACUGACACCUACCAGUCAUUCUGUGUACUACAGGCUUCUCAGACAUUAUUGCAUUUUAUGUACAAACCACUGCAUUUUUCACCUACAUACUGACCCCCUAUCAGUCAUUCGGUGUACUACAGGCUUCUUAGACAUUAUUGCUUUUCGUGUACAAAACAAUAAACCACUGCAUUUUUACCUACACACUUACACCUACCGGUCAUUCAGUGUACUACAGGCUUCUCAGACAUUAUUGCAUUUCAUGUACAAACCAACUAACCACGGCAUUUUCGCCUACAUGCUGACCCUUACCGGUCAAUCGGUAUACUACAGUCUUCUCAGACUUUAUUUCACUUCAUAAGCAAACAAACUAACUACAGCAUUUUCGCUUUUAUACUGACUCCUAUCUGUCAUACGGUAGGAUUAACUCCUUAGGGACACAUGACAUGUGUGACAUGUCAUGAUUCCCUUUUAUUCCAGAAGUUUGGUCCUUAAGGGGUUAAAGGGUAUUUUUACCAUACAAUCAGCAUUUAUGACCCCUACUGGUCAACAGCAAAACUGUCUUCACAUGUCAUAUACAAGUUACCAGCCAAUAUAAAUUACACAUAAGAUUGUUUUAACCCCUUAAGGACACAAGACAUGUGUGACGUGUCAUGAUUCCCUUUUAUUCCAGAAGUUUUGUCCUUACGGGGUUAAACAUAACCAUAAACCAUUAAUGAAACUCCAGCACGGGCUCAAAUUCAGGUUUAAUUCACAAUAAUUUACAUUUCACAUCAAGACCAACAGUGGUUCUAUCAACACUGCCACCUACAGGUCUGUCAAGUACAUUGACAAUUUUCAUGGGGUUUUACAAACACCAAAACACUUACACCUAUAGGUCAACAGACAAACAACAUUUCACAUACCAAUCAGUAUCCAACUACAGUGCCACCUAUAGGGCACUCGGCAGAUCUCCAGUGCACUUGCAUUUUGCAACACCAUGUUCACUGACCCCUACCAUUCAAUAAGACAUACAACAAUUCACAUAGCAAGUAGUAUAUCAACAUCUGGUAUAAAUACAUAUAUUAUUACACAGUAGCAGACGCAUCUGUAUAUACAUAACUGGUAAUAUAGUUCACAUACAUUUUUCACAGCACGCUGCUCACACAACAGACUUUCCCCUAGCAAGGGGACAUACAACAUACAAGGUGGGGACACACCACUUUUUCACUUGUACAUACGGCACUUAAUGGGUUAAGAUUGAUACAUAUUUAACCAGUAUGGCUACAAUGUUUAAUAUUUACACAUCAAGGCACUUUACUUUUCACAUAUACUGUACGUAUUAAGAUAAGCUUGGUCUAUGCCAUAUUUCCUUAUGCCAUAUGGUUUUGUCCAUUCAGGUUACAGUUACUACUAAAAAACCUAUACGGAUUCUCAGGUUCAAUACCAUACUACCAGGUACAUACACCUGCUCACGUAGUUAUCCAUCUCUUACCUUCCCUGGAAUAGUGAUAGUGUACUGGCAAUUAGCGUUCUAGGGCCCAAUAGGUAUUACCCCCUUUUUCUCUGCAUUAUGCUUCGGUUAGUGGUCCAGCGACACCAACACCCCGCCUCACACUCGGAGGCAUACACCCCUCAGGCCACUCGUGAGCUAGCCGCCUCGCAUUGUAUCAUAGAGAGGGCCUCACCUGUCACUCCCCUUCCUAUUUUCUGGUUACUGUCACCGAGAGGCCAACAUCCUGCCACAAUGUUCGGUGGCCACACAAAAUCCCCUCGCGCCAAGCAUAGAUAGAGCCUCUAAAGCCACUUGGCAACUAGCAGGGCCUCACCAGUCACCAAAAAACACCAAGCCUAAUCGUUUCGCCUUACGGCUUAGCUAGCAAGCCAGUACAAGAACCCUGGGUACAAAUAAUUGCAUCUUUAUUGUUAUUUAAGUAUUUUUCCAAAAGAUGGUGAAGAAUCACCUCUUCCUAGCACCCCGGCUAGAAUUGAUACACAUUCAAGCAGAGGAGAUGUUGCUAGUCCUGCAGCAAUCAGAUCCUGGAUGAUCCCACACAUUACCACCGACCUAAGGAGGUGACAAAUCCCCUACCCUGCUACAGCAAAGAAAGCAGAGUUAUUCAAACUCCUCCAUACAUCAACGGACAACACGGAGGCAGGGGAAGGCCCAGCUACAUCAACUCAGGUGACACCCAGGCUAUGCUAGCCUCACUCAUAAACUCAAGAGCCAAAAAAUUUUAUGACAGACUGGCAAUCUCGAGUUGGUCACCACAGCCCUCACAAGGCUGGGCCUCACGUUACUGUACAACCAGCACCAACCGAAACUCGAUUACCUGGUACAAUCAAUUCUUAUGACACACAAGAUGUUAACCCUGCACGUAUGAUCCCAGCACAUUGGGGAAGCAAGGCAUAUAUAUGUAUGAUGAUGUAUCUGUGAUGGUCAGAUUCAGGGAUUCCAGGUAAAUCGGGAACUGACCAUCUCUUGGAUAGGUUGGUAUUUGGAAUAUGUAGAGAUGUUUAUUUGUGCAGGUACCCAUACAGAAGGGGUUCUGUCCCAAACAAAUGGACGAGCACUCUCAGGCUCCAGGUACCAGCACCUCUGAACUAUCAGAGACUAUUGAUAUGAGUAGUUGCAUUGCACAUAGACUGUUGCAUAUAUGUUCAAAUGGUUCAGGGCACAUGACAAACCAUGUGGCCCAAUACAACUUACAAAUAACGUACUCACCAUCUGUACACACCAAUGCAUUUUCAACACUACUGACUCAUCACCCUUCCAGACUUGUAGUAGAUUUACUAAAGCUCUGGAGCUUCAAAGAGCUCCCAUACAGGUAUCAUAAACACACCUUCAAGGAAUAUAGCAUGCCCUCACUUACAGUCAGCACAACAAAACCAUGGGCUGAAAACACACUCAUAGCCAAGAUUUGCAGAGUGGUCUUCCAAUCUCCACCAUUUACAGCAUGGCACCAAACACACACAUUGGUAUUGUCACAAGGAAUCUUCCCUUAAACAAAGACUAACCAUGGACUUAUUGGCACCACACACCUCCGCUACCCCAAGUCUCAACUCCCUUCUUACUAUAUAACACCAUUGAUCUACCUUUACAGCUAUCACUCAAGCAUGGGUUAAAGCUUGGUUAAGUAAGACCAAUAUCAUCAACGCAGUAAACAGCUACCAUCUACCCUACACACUGGCACUUACAUGGCAUAAAUUGGGCAAUCCUUUUCCUGCUCAACUUUCGAGCUACAGAUUAACCUACUAUCGCUAUUCGCAGAUACUCUGUGCUGGUUAUGAUAACAUAUCCAGAGGCAUUACAGUCAUACACUAUCUAGAAGACUUCUUGUUGCUCAAAGAAAGCAUAUUUUUCACUAGAAGCCUCAUGGCAGCUUAGUCUGGUUGACCACUUGGGCGUCCCAGUACCCCAUAAGAAACAGAAGGCGCAGACACUAUCAUCACAUUACUGGGCAUAUGACUUGAGUCGGCAUCCAUACACGCAAGUUACCACAAGACAAAUAGGGAACAUUCUCAACUAAAUCAAUCACUACCUCCUGCUUAGUACUUACAACUACAAGGAACUACAAUCCCUACCAGGUUCCUUAAUUUUGCCAUGCUAAUCAUACCACAAGACCACGCUUUCACAUCCAGAGUACUUUCCCCUUUUUUCCACACUUCCAACAUGACGAUCAGAGGAGGUGCCUAGACACCUCAGCAACAGCAGACCUGCACAUGGGGGGGGAUUUCUUAACCACUUGGCAUGGUAAAAGCAUGUUCCUUCCAGGAUUGUCUGACACUUCUCCAACCAGAUGGUCAGACGCAGCGUAUACCACGGGUUUGGCAGCGAUCUACCGGGAACAAUUGCUUUGGGGCUGUUGGCCAUGGCAUCCAGGUUUGGAAAUUUUUCCACCACUUCAGCCCCUUUGGGAGAUCUACCCCAUUGUAGCAGCUGCUGUGGCAUGGGGUAAAUCAUGGUCAGGGUCAUCAAUCCGUUGUUACUCAGACAACUAAGCACAUAUCAUAUCAUCAACAAACGCCACUACUCAUCCAUAAGUUCAUGAUGUUUCUGGGGAACUCACUUGGUUGGCUACUUAUCACAUUUCACUUUCAUGUACCAGACGGGGGUAUACAUCCCUGCCGACAACUGUCUCAUUUAUAUUCCAGGCAUGUUCAUCAUACGCUUCCUACAGCCGCCCAUACAGUCACGUCCACUCUUUCGUUCCAGAGACAAAAUCAUGGAUUAGACAUACUCAUGCAGCAUAGCAUGCACUAUCCCACCUAGCACUUUCGUCCCAUACUUGUAGAACGCAUAACACAGCUUUUCACCUGGCUUAAAGAAUCUCAUUGGAACACGACAUAGCUCAACCUGUGUCACAAAAUUUCUCCUAAGUUUUGCUUAUUUUUGCCACCUUAAACUUAAACUUAAACUAUCUCAUACACCAUUAAUUAUAUAUUUUACAGGCAUUCAACAACACAUGAUAACCUAUGGCCAAAACUACCAUAAACUUCAUGCUAUCAUACCAGAAAAGAAUAUACUCAGAGGUUUUCAGGAAUCCAUUCCCCCACGUUCCUCUCAGAGAUUACCAAUAGCCAUCCAACUGUUCAUCCUUAUCGGACCUAUUAGAUCUACAACCAUUCAAUUAUACUACCAAGUCGGCCAUUACCAGCCAUGCACAUUGCCUUUUAUGCCUUUCUCAGGCCAGAGAAUCCACUACCAUCACCACCACUCAGACAGAUCAUUGUCUUCAACGAUCCCACGUACGUAAACACAUAUAUCAUUACCUAUUGGCUCUACCACAUUCCGAAAUGAGUCAACAUGCACCAACAGUAGAGAUAACAUACUAUCCUACCCACAACAAAUGGUGCCCACUUUCGGUCCUAGAUUCCUACCUUCAAAAUCCUUUCAGGAAUUAAAUACUGUAAUGCAUUUAAGGAAGUGUCUGGUUAAUUUGUAUAUAUUUGUUGACUGUAUUAAAUUUUUGAUUAUUCAUUUUUGCCCUCUUUAUUUACAGGCCUACCGUAUCGUCGGUAUCGGCACACCACAACCGACUUGCUCCCUUUACACUAUCCUAAGCUUAUGCUGGAUCCUUACUCCAUAUACGGCUAUUUUGCCCCUUACACAAGUAUUAAGGCAGUUUUGCCUGUAUUUGUGGGAGGGGCUUAAAUUAAUUCACUCCCCUAUAUAAGGGACACCCCUUACCUGACUCAUAUCGCUUGAGGUCAGCAUCAGAAUGACCCUCCCACCCACUCCUCAUUUCAACACUUUCUCUUUUCUUUCCAUUUACUUUACUUUCUUACUCCUUGGUGGGCCCUCUUUAUUUACAGGCCUACCGUAUCGUCGGUAUCGGCACACCACAACCGACUUGCUCCCUUUACACUAUCCUAAGCUUAUGCUGGAUCCUUACUCCAUAUACGGCUAUUUUGCCCCUUACACAAAUAUAUAUAUAUAUAUAUAUAUAUAUAUAUAUAUAUAUAUAUAUAUAUAUAUAUAUAUAUAUAUAUAUAUAUAUAUAUAUAAUGUGUGUAUGUGUAUACUGUUUGUAGUUACCUGGUAUUUGGUACUUUGUAUUCUGUGAUUGAGGGCUUGGAGGAGUCCUACUCUACAUGCAAUAUUUUAUCGGGGUAAAAGUACUUUUUUGCCCUUUUGUCCUUUUCCCACUGAGGUGUUUUCUGCUAUACGUGGUAUAUCUGUUUAGAGGAUAUACCCACAAUAAAAACAUGCAUGCAUUUAAAUGUUUUUUUAAAAUUAUAUUAUAUUUGUAUAUGUAGCUAAAACCGCUUGCAAGUCUUGUCUGUAGCCAUUGCAAGCCCCCCUCCCCUUAUAACAAGUCCACACUUUUUUUGUGGCUGUCCAAUCACAGACUUCCCAAUGUAGCUCAGUGAGGCAUCACACAUCCCAUUACUUCUGCAUCUAAUCCUCUCCUUUUGUAAUCUCUUUUCACUGUUCCAUUGUAAUGUGUUUUUGGAAUUUUAAUUAUGUAAUAUAGAAUGCACACUGUAACCACUACGAAUAGUCAAAAAUAUAACUUUAUUCCGUACAAAAAGUACUACAGUGAAAAAAAUACAGAAAAAAUAUAAAUAAACACAAUGAUAGAAGCAAGAGCAAAUACAAUAAUGCAAUCCUACAAAGUCAAAAAAUUUUUUUAACCAGCCUAAGGACAGAGACACGAGUCACGAAACCCCAACGUUUCGGCACCAACCGGCUGCCUUUAUCGAAUUUGUUUCUGUAUUUUAUUCACUGUAGUACUUUUUGUUCGGAAUAAAGUUAUAUUUUUGACUAUUCUUAGUGGUUAUAGUGUGCAUUCUAUAUUACAUAGAUAUUUGGAUAGUUUUUGAGGGAGUGUUUGUAUAGUUUGCACCUAGCUAUUUGAUAUACUUUGUCUCUCCACGUGUUUUUGGUUUGUGUUUGCAAUUUAAAUUCCUCCCUACAUGAAUUAAGAAGUUCUUUAUAAACUAAUCAAUUCAAAGUCGCAAAUUCAAAGUCUUUAUGAUUCUCUUGAUCGCCAUGACGAUUUUUAUUUUAAGGGCGGGAAGGGGGUCUCUAAUUUACCUUUUGUUUCCCGCAUUUUCAUGUUUAUUAUAGAACCUAUUGGUGCAAAAACCCAACAACAUUUGAGGGAAAAAAUAAACUUUUCAAUAACUUUUUUCCCUUGAUUUGGUAGACACAGGCAUACAUAUAGAUCUGAGAAUCUAAAAACAUGGGUGGAAAAAAUAAGAAAAGUCGCCAUGGCAACUCUACAUCUGUCCAGGCAGUCGUAGCUUCAGCUAACAAGUCCAGGGUGACUGCAGAUCAGAAAGCUUCAGGAGAGGACACAACCAAGAAACCGGGCUCUAAAUCUGCUAAUGUAGCUGGCGUUAACAAGGAACUAAAGAGCAAACAAGGUACGUGGAAAACAUUUUAGAUUGGUUUUUACAUUAAUGAAGUUUGCUUUUACGUUUAACCAAUGUACUUAAAGACACUUUAAAUUCCACAACAUCCAUGUUCUUUAAAUAUGUUUUGGUGCAAAGAGGGCCCCUGUUUUAAACGUACAGCCUCAAUCAGAAAAAGUCUAGCAUAACUCCCCUUUGACCAUACAAGUUCUUGCCGUUUACAUUAACACACUCCAUACAUGUUUCAGCCUCCUCCAAAAAGCUCUGUUAUAAUGUUUUGUGAAGGAGCUGGUAAAGCUUUCUCGUCAAUAAUUUAAUUAAAAAAACAACACAACAACUCACAUAGAGCUAUUGUGAAACUAAGACUUCUGUCAGAUUGAGAGCCGUUUUAUUCAUAUCUUCUCUGAACAAAACUGUUGGCAGUUUUGAACUACAUAUUCCAUAAACACUGAUGGGCAGAAGUUUUGAGAUUUGUCCAGCUGUCGAAGCUGCUUCAAGUCCAGUCACUUUGCAGGAUCUUAAAAGUAUAUUUUGUUAUUGUGUAAUAUUUGUCUUUGUUUAUCUAAUUUUUUAUGCAUUUAUCUAAAUGCAUUAAUGCAUUUAUCUAUAGAACAAAUUAUGGUCCCAAUGUACAAUGUCCCUAAAUGUAUUACAACAGAGGUGUAACCAAGUGUUGUUGGAUUUCCCAUAGAUCUAUGUCAGACUUGGCUGACGAGAAUUAUGGAGAGUUCAGUUCAACAGCUAAAAAAAUAAAAAUUAAAUAGGUUUUUCAUUUUGCAAAAUAAUGUUUUUUGUUUUUUUUUUAAGCUAGACUGUAACCAUGGUUGUAGUCAUAUUGUAGUCUCCUCCCCAGACCUCUCCCAUGCCAUCCUGCAACAUGUCACUGCUUGCCUUUCCUCCAUCUCUGACUGGAUGUCCUCCUGCUUUCUAAAACUAAAUAUCUCGAAAACUGAACUCCUUGUCUUUCCUCCUCCUAAUACUGAUCCUCUUCUUUUGCUCUCCCUUCAAGUCAGUGGUAUCCACAUAAGUCCAUCCUUGCAAGCGCACUGUCUUGUUGGCAUAUUUGAUUCUAGUCUCACCCUUGAGCCUCACAUCCAGCAUGUUACCAAAUCCUGUAGAUUCCACCUUUAAAAACAUAGCCCGCAUCUGCCCCUUUCUUACGCAAGAUUGUAAGAUUGUAAUGCUCUAGUAAUUUCCUGCAUGGAUUAUUGUAACCCACUAAAAAACGUAUUGCCCCGCUACAGACAGUAAGGAAUGCUGCCGCCAGACUGAUUUUCCUCUCUAGUCAGUCCUCUCACAUUUCACCUCUUUGUCAGUCCUUGCAUUGGCUUCCUGUAUCCUACAGGAGUCAAUUCAAAAUGCUAACCCAUACCUAUAAAGCACUGACCAAUUCUAGCCCCUCUUAUAUCUCUUCACAGAUCCAUAGGUAGGCCCCUUCUCAGUCUCUCCGCUCUGCCCAGAUCUUCUCCUGUCCGCUACUCACACCCGUACGGCCAACUCAUGCUUGCAGGACUUCUCGCGGCGGCUUCCUUCCUAUGGAACAGCCUGCUUCCGUCAUCAGACUGCCCCCUAGUCUUCAAUCGUUUAUGAAGUGCCUUAAAACCCAUAUUUUUAGGAAAGCUUAUGUCCUCCCAGAGUAACCUCUACUUCACAUACCUGUCUCUUACUCUCUCCUGAAGGGCACAAUUCUACUCUCUCUUCUCCAGCUCUUCUUCACUCCCACCUACAUUGAUUGCUAUACCCUGUCCUAUUGUGUUUUACACCCCACCUCCUAUAGACUGUAAGCUCAUUUGAGCAGGGUCCUCUUCAACUUAUCGUUCCUGUAAGUUUUCUUGUAAUUGUCCUAUUUAUAGCUAAAUCCCCCCUCUUAUAAUAUUGUAAAGCGCUACGGAAUCUGUUGGCGCUAUAUAAAUGACAAUAAUAAUAGCAUAAACAUUUAUAUGCCUCUCUGUGUGUUUAUCAUCUGUCCUAGCAAGAAGAAAAAAAAUGGGAAUUGGUAAAACUAUUUAAUAUACUGCAAACAAACACAGUAUUUCCUGUAGUUUGUAUUUAUCUUCCAUUGUUAACUUACAUUACCCUAUAGUAUAUACAGUAACUGCCAACUUUUUUUUAUAUUUUGCAGACAUAUUGUCCUAUUUCAUAUGUGUUUGAGGUUUACAAACUAUGACAUUGUCCUUUAGGGACAGUUUGUAUUAUGGUUACUGCAACUUAAGUUGUAUUAAAUGGGUUUUUAAACGUACAUAUAUGUUUAGGUUGGCAAGUAACCUUUUUCUUUUAAAUUGACCGUGAAUGUCUUAAAAUUGCUCAGCUGUAAUUUCUCUCUUAUUUUAGGGCCAAAAACAUAUAGUUUUGGUUCGUCUGCUGAUGCAAGUUCUUCGGCAAAUCACAAUAAGUCUGUUUUAAAGGUCAGUCUUUGUUUUUUAUAGUAUUGCAUUAUAUCUUUAUGUACAAUAAACACAACAGCAAAAUAAAUCUCAGUGCAUUUUUUUACAGGUCAUUUGACUCUCAACUACUGCCAACUAGUGGCAAUUGUGUAGCAAGUGUCUUCUCCCCACCCCGCGUGUUGAAAUCUAUGGUCUGCUUUCCAUGCGGUGGACUGGCUUCCACCUUCCCAAUUUACUUGCCAUAUAUUUAAAUAAUUGGUGUGCUUUCUUAUCCCUCACUAUGUAUUAAUUUCGUUACCUGGUUGAAUCAGUCAUCAUAGGCAUAAUGGUUAGCUGAAAAUUCAAUUGGUAAGUGGGCAACGAAUACAUCAGAUUACAUCAAAUUGUGCUUGGAUAGGCUAAUAGAUUUUAAUUCUCCCCCACCUCCCACUUUUUUAAAAAUUUUUUUAUAUGUUUGUAAAGAUAAUGCCGAUACUCUACUUUUAAAGUCUGAGGGGGUCACAGUAUUAAUGUAACCUUAAUUAAACAAACCUUACUUAUGGAUUCUGGGUAGAAAGAUCACUGCAUAUUGCCAGCCAUUACAAAGCGUCUCGUUGUACAAUACGCAUCACAUGGAACAGAGUUACUUUAAAUUAAGUUACAGAAAUAUCAUGCGAGGAUCAUUUAUUUAUUUAUUUAUUUAUUUAUAUUCUUAUUCCCAACAGGUAGUGAUUGACUGUAAUCUGGAGAAAAGAAUCAUUUCUCUAAUCAAUGAGCAUAAAAAGCUCAAUUGUGAUAAAGGGACGGUUUCAGGAAGAUUGACUUCUAAGAAGUUACAGGUUUGUUGUUUUAUCAUUGUGAUACAUUGUGGAUUUGGGGGCUGCUUUGCAUUAAACAUUGCUUUUUAAAUCAACUCUCUGUGAUCACAAAUGCUACAGGAGUUUAUCAAUAUACCAGUAGUUCAGAAUUGGUAAAUACCUAAAUCCUGGUGGCCGGCAGUCCUUGAGGAGUUGACAUAGAAUAUUAUAUAGGUGGGACAGUAAUGGGGUAGUUUUAAAAUAAAUAGGGGCCUGCCGUGUAUAUGAAACCUUAUUGCGUUCUUUAGUUCAAGAUUUAUUUAUUUAAUUAACUCCCCUCUAAGGGGUGUUAUAUAAAUUAGGCUGUAUUACUUCCUGUGCUGCAUGUUGACUAAUGGAAUUUAACUUAUUAGUGAUGCUGCUGUCGAUGGCCAGGAAAAGACAUAUAUAACCUCUCACUCACACAUUAUUGUACAUUUUAAUUGACAUGAAAGACUUGGAUGGAUAACCUUUCUCUCCUUUAAUGUUUUGCUUCUAGGAUCUGUAUGUGGCCUUACAGGAGCUCAGUUUUAAGUCCGAGCAUAUAGAGGAAGCCAUGACAAACACUGUUUUGUAUGGAGGAGAUCUGCAUUCUGCGCUUGACUGGCUGUGUCUGAACCUACCAGAUGGUAAAUAAAAUAAUGCAUUGGCUGCUUCUGUGCUCAGGAGUUAACAAAAUAGGGCAGAAUUUAAAGAACAAAUGCAAGAAAAACACAAGUUUGAGAAUUUUAGCCUGGAAAAGUGAGAAGUGCAUUUCAGUGGAUCUGUCACCAAUGAGAUUUUUGGGGGGCUGGAGGGGGUUAGCUGAACUGCUGAAAAGCCUCUAUGUUGGCGUUGCAAGCAGAUGUGCAUGCGAUUGCGGCUUUCCUGUGCUUCACAAUGAGCGGUAAUACAGCUUAUUUAGACUGCGGAAAGGCCGACAUGCACCACCUGCCACUUUUAUUAGAGCUAGCCAAAGAAAACCAAUCUGGAUGGGAGCCAGGGAGGUGAUUCUGCCCCCAAAUAACAAAAGUUUAUUUUCAAAACGUAAAGUACUUUAUGUGUUUUAAAUUGUUCCUUUAAAAUUUGUUAUUCCUUCACAAGUUCUUUGCAAUUCUGACUUUAUUAAAUAAACCCAUGUUUGUUAUUCUAAGAAACUAGCUCUACAACUGUAACAUUAGUGUGUGUGACUUUUGGAAAUGUUUAUUAUCUUAAUGGAUUUCAUCUAUUAUGUUUCAGGAAUAUGUCAUUUUAUGCCAACUAACUAGGAUUUCUCUUUAACAGAUGCUUUGCCUGAGGGGUUCUGCCAGCAAUUUGUAGAAGAAGAGACGAGAAUACGACCAAAGUAUCAACCCACACCCCAGAAACUGAUUUCUCCAAGCGUCUCCAACAAUGGGAAGGCCAAAGAGGGAACAGAGUUGAAGGUUAUUUUAAUCACAAUACUUCAAUCAAGUUAUUGUAGCUUUAUUAUUGUUUCCAAUUAAUGGCAAACCUUUUUAUUUUCUCCUUUUCAAAUUAUUUUUAUUGAACAAUUUAGAAAAAUAUGUUAAUAACAAUGUAGAACAUAACUAAUAAUAAUAAGAAAAUGGGGAUAGGUGGAACAUAAAGGGUGUUACAUCCAUAAUUGCACAUGAUCAAGUUAGUAUGUUCUUCUGAAUUCUAUGUGCAGUUUUCUUAAAUGUAAGACUGAUGUAUGCAAAGGCAUAACGGUGUGGUUAUCACUGUGUUAUGCUAGAUUGCGUAUUGCAGCCCUUUUCAUCCUUCCACGUUACAGUGUUGAAAUUUGUUGAAGUUACUUUUUCUAUAACAGGCCAGCAAUGAGAAGGAGAUGAGUAUGAAGGAAUGGAUUCUGCGAUAUGCCGAACGAGAAAGUGACGAGGAAGAGGAGAUGGAUGCAUCUGAGAAGGACCCAGAGAAAGAGCACUUUGAUCCCGUCAGUAGACUGAUUGAAUUCCAUUUUACAUUGACCUGUAAUGAUUAUGUUGCUUUUACAGGGUUAUUUACUACAGUGAGAAUUCAAAGUGGAUUUCAAAUUUUAAGUCAAAUUAGCCAAAUUUAAAGGGACACUAUAGUCACCAGAACAACUACAGCUUAUUGAAUUUGUUCUGGUGAGUAGAAUCAUUACAUUCAGGCUUUUUGCUGUAAACACAGUCUUUUCAGAGAAAAUGCAGUGUUUACAUUACAGCCUAGUGAUAACUUCACUGGCCACUCCUCAGAUGGCUGUUAGAGAUCCUUCCUGGGUCAUGGUUGCCUAAAAUGCAUCCAAACAUUCAGUGUCUCCUCCCUCUGGAUGCAGACACUGAACUUACCUCAUAGAGAUUCCUUGAUUCAAUUCAUCUCUAUGAGGAGAUGCUGAUUGGCCGGGGCUGUGUUUGAAUUUUUUUUGGCUCUGCCCCUGAUCUGCCUCCUUCUCAGUCUUAGCUAAUCCUAUGGAGAAGCACUGUGAUUGGAUCAGGCCACCACUUCUGAUGAUGUCAGCAAACGGCAUGCAGAGCUACAGCUUCAUGCUUGAAUACAAGUAGGAUUUUGCUAUAUUUAGGGAGGCAUGAGGGGCCCAGGGAGGCUUUAACACUAUAGAGUCAGUAAUACAUGUUUGUGUUCCUGACCCUAUAGUGUUCCUUUAAAGCAUACCUGAUAUAUUGAGAUUUUUUUUUUUUUAAAUUCAGCUAUCUUGGGCUUAAAUUGGAUAUUCACUUUGAAUUCUCACUUUAGCAAAUAACCCUGUCAGAGUGCCCCUGUAACAAGUAACUGACAAAAUGUAACUAAAAAUAGCAAUGUUAGGAAAAUUAUCCAACAGAGCUUAGACUUUCUUUCCCCCCACUAUAUUGGCCUUAGCUUUGUAGUUACCAUUAACUCACCACAGUGAGUCCGGAAAGACUAAUGAUGAAUUUCAAACUUUGGAUGAAGUUAACAAACCCGAGAACCUUAAUAUAGGAACACCAAUUGUAUGAAAACAAAUACAUUACAUUUAAUCUUGCAGAGUUUGGUUGCUAAGAGAUUCUUACUCACUGUGACAGUGUUUGUCUAGGUUGUAUUAAUAGACCUUGUGGUGAUAUUAAAAUUCCACUUACUUUGUGAUAACCUUGACAUUUUCUUGAGCAGAACGAGAGGUACCUGGAAUUAACCGCUAAGCUGCUUGAUGCCAGAGCACAUGCUGCCUGCACCAAACAGGAGAAAGACAAAUCGAGUCAGAGAGAAGCUCAGGAGAAAAUAAAGAAAUAUCUACAAGGUAGCUAUAGAGGUUUCUCCAAUCCUGAGGAAGUCAUGGUAUUCUUGUGGGAAAGGAUUUGCUUUUUGUCUGGACAGUGUGCUCUGCCCAGGAAAGUGAUUUGUAAUCUCCUACACUUACCAUACAUAAAGUAAUUGCAGUGUAUAAGAAUAUGUCUAAUGUGAUUAGUUCAUGGACCAAAUGUAGUAGCAUAUGUUAUUAGUUAUAAGUUCUUUAAAGCGACACUGUAGGCACUGUAAUUUCAUUGAACUCGAUAUACAGUUGCAAGAAAAAGUAUGUGAACCCUUUGGAAUGAAAUGGAUUUCUGCACAAAUUGGUCAAAAAAGGUGAUCUGAUCAUCAUCUAAGUCACAACAAUAGACAAUCACAGUCUGCUUAAACUAAUAACACACAAAGAAUGAAAUGUUUCCAGGGUUCACAUACUUUUUCUUGCAACUGUAGUGUCUGCAGUCGAUUGGUUCUGUCGUUCCAUUCAGUGGUAAACAAUUUGUAAUGGUUGAACACUGAAGCCCGCUCAUUCCGUGCUGCUUGGGAAACAAGGAAACAUUACCCUGAGCAGCAAUGGAUCGUGGUGAUUGUCUGAGUGUGUCAGCUGACCAUUUUCAGCCUAUCACAACUGCCGAAUGUUGGUAUGAAUUUGUAUGAAUAAGGAGGAGUGUAAUCUUUGCCUCAGCCGUACCUUAAGUGGGGGCCUAGCUAUGGGCGGCUAGAGAACCUCAUUAGUUGUUAGACUUCUCAAAAGUGGUUUAACAGUGAAUGGAGGGAUAGUGCCAAGGGACUACAGCCAAUAAAUCAAUUCAAUAAGAACAAAUCAUCAUAGUGUCUGGAGUGUCUCUUUAAAGUGGCAAUUCUAACCAUUGACCUAUUAGUUGAUAGUUUGAUAUGCUAUAAUGGAUUGUUAUAAUAAUAGUUUGUUUUGUUUUUUUACAUGAUAAAUAAUUUUGCUCUAUAAGCCAAACGUUGCACCGUAACCUCCCAACCUGCAUUAUUUGUCCUUUUUCUAUAAUAAUAUAUUUCUAAGUGUUCUCAUUUACAGCUGUGUAGCUCUAAUAGGAUGCACAGCAAUACUUUCUGGUAGUUGUAGUUCAGCUUUUAGCUGUUAGAGAGCUAAAAUAUAACUGAAUUGCAACUUUCGGAAGCUAUAAAACCAGUGGAUUAACAUAAAAUGUGAGUUGCUUUAACCCUAUAUGGUUAUUCACUAAAGUGAGAAUUCAAAAUGAUAAAAAGCAUAUCUAUACAAAUAAGCUAUAUUUCUUAUGUGUAAUUGUUAGUGUGCUCAGUUGUCAUACUUUACAUUCUUGUUCACAGAGAUGAAAAGUUUAGAAGAACAUCCAAUGUUUAAUCCUCAGGUUAAAAUCACAGAAGUAAAAGCAGAAAAUAAAAAAGCACCCUCACCUUCUGCUGAAGAGGGAAAUGUAAACUUCAAUCUGUUUGAAAACACAGCGAAUGCUCCUGCUCCAGCUCCGGCUCCUGCUCCAGAAGAAAAAGGUACAAUGAGCAAUUCACACGUGGACAUUUUUAAUUAAUUUAUUUAAUUGUUCUAUAUUAAAAUCUAACUUCCCCUUGUAAGCCAUUAGUUUAAAGAUAAAAUAUAUUUAAAUGUGAGCAUCUCUGAAUGUGCAUGGAUCCAUUUUUCCCCAUAAUGCUGAGUGCCAAAGCCACACUUGGCUUUAUGAGAGCAGAUAAAUAUAUAAGGUGCUCCCAUAUUUGUAUGUAUGCUGAGUGUUUUUGUUUUGUUUGUUUUCUUUUCACUCUUAUUUAGUUUAGUGCUUUAGUUUUUCUUCGUAAACCCACCCUUUCUGCCCUCCAACUUCCAUCCAUAAUUGUUUAUUUUUUUGUGGAUCAGUCGUUGGCUUUCUGCAGCACAAGUUGACACUUGGAGUACAAUUUCCAUAAAACCUGGCUAUGCCCAUGAUUAAAGGACAGCAGUGUUUUUAGGAAUUAUCAGUUCCUGUUUGAUGAGAUCUCUUUGCUAAUCCAACACUGCCAGGAGUUUUGCACUUUAUUCAUCCAUUUUAUUCUAUAAUUUUUCAUAUGCUCAUAUUUCUCUUGGGUGUCUGGUUCAUUGGGUAUCUUUAUGUAAAACUUUUUUUUUAAUUCAGUGAAGAAGAAACCACCUCUCGACAUCCGAAACUUCGACUACACCUCUCGCAGCUGGACAGGAAAAUCUCCAAAGCAGUUUCUCAUUGAUUGGUGCCGGAAGCAUUUUCCCAAGAGCCCGAAUCCAUCCUUCGAAAAAAUACCUGUUGGCAAGUAUUGGAGAAGCAGGUAGGUUUCUCUGUGUUAGAAGGCAUAGACCAUUUUAUGGAAGUGAACCAGGUAAUCACCUGUUAAAGGAACACUAUAGUCACCUAAACAACUUUAUCUUAAUGAAGCAGUUUUAGUGUAUAGAUCAUGCUCAAUCCUCUGCCUCUUUAUGUUUAUGCAGCCCUUGCCACACCUACCCUGGCUCUGAUUGGCACAGCCUGCACACAAAAAAAAACUGGUUUCACUUUCAAUCAGAUGUAAUUUAUAUUAAACAAUUGUAUCUAUUGCUCUGUAAAUUGAACUUUAAUUACAUACAGGAGGCUCUUGCGGGGUCUAGCAAGCUAUUAACAUAGCAGGGAAUACAAAAAUCUAAAUUAAACAGAACUUUCCAUAAAGGAAGGAUAAACAUUAGAUGACUCUUUACAUGUAGUGUUUAGGAAGGCUGUGCAAGUCACAUGCAGGGAGGUGUGACUAGGGUUCGUAAACAAAGGGAUUUAACUCCUAAAUGGCAAAGGAUUGAGCAGUGAGGCUGCAGGGGCAUGUUCUAUACACCAAAACUGCUUCAUUAAGCUAAAGUUGUUCAGGUGACUAUAGUGUCCCUUUAAUGUAAGGUCAACAAUGCAGCUAUUUUUUUUUUCUUUUUAAUUUUAGAGUUAAGAUUAUUAAAUCUCAAGAAGACGUUAUGUCAGUGUGUCCUACAAUCGUGACAGAAGACAGUAUGCAGGCACAGCAUUUGGCUGCCACCCUUGCAUUGUAUCAGCUCACCAAGGGGCAGGUGAGAUGACUUGAUAAUAUUGUUUUUAGAGUUUGUGAAUUACAUUUUAGGCACAAUACCAACUUUCAUUGAUCAUUAUGUAUGCACUAUAGUCUAAUCCCCAGAAAUGUCCUAAAAAAAACCUCUUAUGGUUGCUUCAAGCAAACACCUUUUUUCAUAAGACUAGAAGGACUCAUGGAGGAAGCAGAAUCAAAUACUACUGUUUAUAAAAUGUACUACUUUACUUUUCUAAAACAUUAAAAGUAUUUAUGGGUUUAUCUAUAAAAUCCAACUGUAAUCUAAUUAAACCAGAAUGUCCAAAUAGCCGAUCUGGAAAUAUUAUCCAACUCUGCUAGUGUCAUAGCUAGGCUAUUUUUAGUCCUGCCAAUCCAUUCACUAUAAUAUAAUCAUCUUAACCAGUACAGCCCACUGUAGUGGUUAUGGUGUGAGAAGUGCUCUGGCCCAUUUCCCAGUAAUGGGGACAAACCAUCAUAGGUCUUUCCUCCUCUGAUUACCUGCAUCUGGCUUGUGCUGAGGCUUUCUCCAUUCAUUGGUUGAGAGCAUCAGAUGACCACCCUCAGCCAAUGGAUUCAGUUAUGUGGAUAGAAAUAAGCGCAGACUUGACAUUAGGCUGGUUGAUCACGCCCCAGUGAAAUGCUGGAGAGGUGUUAAUGCUGCACAUACAGAUUUCAGGCAAUACUAAAUUACUGAAGUGGUCAUGGUGCUUGUAGUAACCUUUUCAGUUAAAGUGGCUCUGUCACCACAAACUUGCCAUUCUCCCAGCUAACAAAGGGCGAGGCUUGUCUUAAGCUCUCCCGUUUGUCAAGAUUGCCAAGUGCACGAAAAUGCAUUUGAUUGAAGUAGUCCAUACUUUCUUAUGUUUUAAAGAGAAAUAGAUUAGAAAAGAAAAACCGAGUCUGAAAGAGGAAGACAAGAGGAAACAAUUGUUUAAGGUGACAGAGCCACUUUAAUAAAUGCUGUAGUGUCAUUCAAACAUUAUUAUUGCAAUAGCCAAUUUUGGUGGUAAUUUAAUUACUCUUUAUUGUGCACUAAGAUUGCAACAUAGCAUCAAAUUUUAUAUUUUUAUAAAUGUUCCUUUAUAUUUAAAAUAAUUUAUGAUCAGCCUUUUAGUUAAUUUUUAUGGGAACAGUCACUUACCAGGAUUUGUUUACAUUAUGUCUACUUACUUUCUAUAAUUAAAAAAAGAUUUGUAUGAGCGGUUAGAGAAAUGAAAGUAAAUGAAUACUUUGCACACCAAGAUCACUACAGCACUCUGUAGUGGUUAAGGUGCCAGAAUUAUCAUACCACCUUCCCACUGUAAGAGUCAAUCCAUUUUCCCCAUUUAAUACUUACAUGGUUAACAACUAGUUGAAAUUCUCCUUCUUCCAUUCGCAAUAUGCGUUCCAUCCAUCAUUGGACAGAAUAUAUUGGCUGAGAAUGUCAGGUGACGUUCCUUAGCCAAUGAAUUCCAUCCAAAGUUGGACAAUAUUGACAUUGCUAGAGCAGAGGGGGCUAUUUAUGCCAGAGAGCUGAUGCGUGGAGGACCCAGGUAAGUGUCAAACUGCUCAGUCAGCUGACACAGGUUUGGGAACUAUAUUUUCACUAAUGCUCAACCAGCCCACAUCAGAAAUUAAAUAGAGUUGGUUACAAUGAAACAAUACAGCAAUUCCCCUACUUCUGAUCCUUUACAGUAGAUGUAGGAGGGCUGAUAUCACAGCUUCAUGCUGCAGCCAGGUGCUGCAUGCUAGACUGCCAUUUUGAGCUGCCAACAUUCUGUUGCUCUAAGAAGCUGUCUUCUCCAAAGAUGGCAACACACAGUCAUUACUAUAACAUUAUAUUUCUAUGUCUGGCUUACGGGCCCCUUAUAUUCCUUUUAUGAGGCUGGGUUUGGCCACCAUUUCCCACCAUCCAUACUGCUAGAUCGUAGUACUGAGAAUAUUGUCAUGUGCCAUGUUCUUUUGUUGUGAUUUUUCCAAUGCCUUUAUAUAUUCCUUAUACCUGCAGUCCGUACACCAGCUGCUGCCUCACACUUACAGAGAUGUUUGGUUAGAGUGGAGCGAUGAAGAAAAAAGUAAACUGGAACAAAACAAAAUGGAGUCCAACAAACCUCGUGACCAGUUUAUUUCCAAGCUACUGAGCAAGUUAAAACUGCAACAGCAGCAGCAGGAGCAGCCUGUUACAGAAACCAAGGUGUUAACGGACCCAGAGGACUCCUGGGAAAAUCUGGCUUCAGAAGAUGACCUAAACCAAAUGGCAUUAGAUCGUAUGGAAAUGGACAAUUUAGAACCUGUGAGAAAUCUUUUUGUCAAAGCCAGAGAUUCUGCAAAGUAUCAGAGGCUCCUGAAUGAAAGGGAACAACUUCCUGUUUUUGCACACAAGAACAUUAUUUUAGAAACACUUAACAGACAUCGGGUAAUUGUGGUGGCUGGAGAAACAGGAAGCGGUAAAAGUACCCAAGUCCCCCAAUUCUUACUGGAAGAUAUGCUUCAGAAUAGGUGGAACUCAGGGAAAUGUAAUAUUGUGUGCACCCAGCCUCGCAGAAUCUCUGCCAUGAGUCUGGCUACGAGAGUGUGUGAAGAGCUUGGAUGUGAAUCUGGACCCGGAGGAAGGGUAAGAAAAAACACCAUUUAAUAAUUGCAAAUCUUAAUGGAUUUUAUGAUAGCUCAGUAUUUCUGUCUUUGUUUUCUCUCACGCGCACUGCCCCUGAGUCAAAAGCAUCCAUUUAAUUCUAGUAAAAUGCCAGACAUUUAUAUUUACUUGUUCUUUAUCUUCUUUCCCAGAUUUUCACAAAUAACUACAUAAAAGUAAAAAGAGCUUUUAUACAAUUUGAAAUCAAUAAGACAGGUUUUGCUAAUAAUUUCUUACUAUGUUUUUGAGCAUAGUGGCAUUUUUCAAUAUACUUUUAUUUAUUUUCAUUUUACGUUGAAAAGACAUAAUGUCAAGGUUAUUCAAUAAAAUGGGAUUUGUCAGAAAUUUAAAGUGAAUUCCAAAUUUUUGAAAAAUUCUCAAAGCCAGUAACGUUUCGUUGUGCUUAUUUUGGCAUAACGUUUAAAGAGAUAUAAAGUGAUUUGGGGCCUAUUUGCUGCCCAUUGAGCUUUCCAAAAGGAAACAGUGCAGUUAUUGAAAAAUGGCACAGCUUACAUUUUGCACUCCCCAUGCUGGUGGUGAUUGUCAUUCAGACAACAACUAUGUGCUUUGGACUAAAUAGAUUAAAUAAUUUAUUUCAUGUCCAGCAUAAGUAUGCUGACUCUUAUCAGCAUCCCCUCAUAGACAUCCAAUUAAUCAAUGGAGCUCUAUGGGGAACAUUCAGUGUCUCCAUGCAGAGGGUCAAGACACUGUGCAGCACUGGACUAGGAAGCACCUAUAGUGACCAUCUGGAUGAUUGCUACUAGUGGUGUAACUAGCCAUCAAUGUAAACGCUGCAUUUUGCUAAUAAAGCAGUGUUUACAAUGCUAACACUUCAGGGACAGGCUAUACACACCAGAACCACUACAUUAAGCUGUAGUGGUUCUGUUGACUAUAGUGUUUCUUUAAGUUAAGUUUAAUUACAUUUUAAAGAGGUCCCAAUAAUCUAAACUGAUACAAGUACAUGUCAAACUUUUCAAAAGAUGUCAAGGUUAUUUGCCAAGCUGCAAGUUUUGCAAAUUAAAUCUGAUUAGAUAAAGUUAACAAAGUUGUUACUAUCAGAGUUAUUUACUAAACUGACAAAUCAAAUUUAAAAUUUAAGUCUCUAAGUCAGCAGUGCUUUCAGAUCAGCAACUCUGGCCUUAAUUUUGUAAUCCACUUUGAAUUCUCACUAUAACUAUCUAACCCUAUAUGACUAUGUAUGUUAUCAUUUUCUCACUACCUGCUUAUUUUCUUGGCCUAACGUAAAGGGACACAACUGCCACUCUAUUAUUUUUUUUUGUAGAACUCCCUCUGUGGGUAUCAGAUUCGUAUGGAAUCAAGGACAGGAGAGUUUACCAGACUGUUGUACUGUACCACCGGAAUACUGCUUCGGAAACUACAGGAUGAUAGCAUGUUGAAGAACAUAACACAUGUCAUUGUGGAUGAGGUAAGUCGGGAGUGAAGAAAGGUGAAGAUGAUUUGUACUUCCAGAGAGAGAGAGAGAGAGUACUGUGAGAAAAUUGAUUUGGAAAUAUUUAUAAACUGUGAGUCCGAGGUUACUCAGGCAUUGGUAAAACAUAUGGAAAAGGAAAACAAACAAAAGGAUGGGACUGCGCCAAUAGGCAAGGUAAAUAAAUGUAAAGUCCUGGUAGGGGUAGUGAUAAUACAACGGAGUCCAGUAUAGUGGAACUUAGAUCCUAGAUUGGUCUCUGGAGUUGCAGGGUUCUGCUCCUUACAGGUUUCGAAUGUAUAGAAGAGGGCGAUGAGUGAUGAAAAGGGUGGUCCAAGAGAUAAUGUAAAUAGAAGAGAUCUUACUUUUUGUAGAGCUUAAACCAGCUCUGGUGUGAAUAGCUUGCAGCAGUAUGAUCCCCGCUUAUGGGAUGUGCGGUAGGUAUCCUCUUUGGUGCAGUAACAGACAGCCUGUAGGAAGAUAAAACGAAAACAAUAAUGGUGCAGUAUGUCCCAAAAAUUAAAUUAAAAAAUUAAAAUAUAGUAGAACCACUCACAUUUGAUAGAGCUUAUACUAGCUCUAGUGUAGUAGGCAUACAGCGGUAUGAUCCCUGCCUCUGAGAUAUAUGGUAAUCUUCCUUGGAGAUGGUAACAGGAGCUCGGAGAGAAGAUAAUGAAACAGCAAUAGUGCUCUUAGUAAAAUAUUUCUGGUAUAUAAAAUAUAAUAAAAUGUACUCACAGUAUAUAGGGCAGACUAACUGCUGUAUGACGCGGGUACGGGUGGUAUAAUCCCCACCUAAGGAUUCUUUAGAGUAUAAGGAAAAGUAAAAUAAGGUAAAAGCCAGGUAGUAGUAAAAAUAAUAAAAAAUAAAAGAUAAUGGUGCAAAAGAGUAAAAGGACCAAAAUCUAUUUAUUAACAAUAAUUUAAAAGCAGUGCAAUAUCCAAACGCGUUUCACCAAUAUAGGCUUUAUCAAUGGAUUUAAAAAAAAAAAAAACGCUGCAAGCUAUUCACACCAGAGCUGGUUUAAGAUCUACAAAAAGUAAGAUCUCUUCUAUUUACAUUAUCUCUUGGACCUCCCUUUUCAUCACUCAUCGCCCUCUUCUAUACAUUCGAAACCUGUAAGGAGCAGAACCCUACAACUCCAGAGACCAACCUAGGAUCCAAGUUCCAGUAUACUGGACUCCGUUGUAUUAUCACUACCCCUACCAGGACUUUAAAUUUAUUUACCUUGCCUAUUGGCGCAGUCCCAUCCCUUUGUUUGUUUGUUUGCCUUUUCCAUUUAUUUCAAGGACAAGUGAGGGAGUUCUUGUUUGGGAUUGCUGCCUUUUUUCUUUCUUUUGAUAUAAUUCGCGCUGACUCUAUUUUCUGUUAUUGGUAAAACAUAUGCACAAACCCUUUGUUCUGUCAUUUUACCCUCUGUUAAGGUUGGGUGUUCACAAUAUUAGGGGCAGCUUGCCUUGAUAUCCAUAUCCUGAGUGGGACUGGGUGCUGAGCAUCUUUCUGUUUGUGAGCCGGUGUAAGUAGUGUUAUGUGGUAUACUGAAAUAAUCAAACCCCAAGUUAAUAUUGUGUCUUCAUACAGGUACAUGAAAGGACUGUCCAAUCUGACUUUCUGCUCAUAAUUCUAAGAGAGAUUCUGCACAAGCGCUCGGACCUGCACCUUGUACUAAUGAGCGCUACCGUGGAUGCUGAAAAGUUCUCCAGAUAUUUCACACACUGUCCCAUCAUAAGGAUCUCUGGAAGAACCUACCCUGUUGAGGUAUCUGUGAAGUUAUUUUUCAUACACUCGAUUAAAACAAUGGUACUGAGGGCAUAUGGAAUAAGAAACCUCUUUACAAAACUACAUCUUUGUCCGUUUUCAUGUAAGGAUUACUUUUGAUAUUUUUAUUUUAGUUUUUGUUUAGUCUUGCUAAUUGGCUACACACACUGGUAUGGGAUUAAGUUGAAAUGAAAGUCUUCUAGAAACCUGCUGUGUAUUAAGAAUGUAACAAACAGACUCUUAGAUUUAUCCUUUCUGCUGCAUUGAGGCCAGUUUCCUUAAAAGGAUCCUAUAGUGCCAGGAAAACAAAGUAGUUUUCCUGGCACUACAGGGUUAAUAGGUCCACUUACCUAAAUCCAGCGCUGAUGUCCCUCGGCGCUGGGUAAGGCUCCGCUCGCUCAGUCAGCCAACAGGUGAGAUCUAAUCCGCAUGCGCGGCAAUGUGCUGCUCGCACAUUAGACAUUCCCAUAGGAAAGCAUUAUUCACUGCUUUCCUAUUGGGAAAAUCUGAUGCUGGAGGUCUGUGAGGAUGUCCAGUGUCAGAUAACGGACUAAAAGUCCGUUUGGAUUUCGGAAGUGCCCCCAGUGGCUGUCUGGUAGACAGCCACUGGGGGGAGACUUAGAGCUGCAAUGUAAACAUUGCAGUUCUCUGCAACUGCAAUGUUUAACAUUGCAGCACUAAGUGCAAAAGGGUCACAGCAUCCAGACCACUUCAGUUAGCUUAAGUGGCCUGGGUGCCUACAGUGUCCCUUAAUGCCCCGCUUCCAGUGUGUGUGUGUGUGUGUGUGUGUGUGUGUGUUUCACAGUCAUUGAUAAGUAGCAAAAGACUCAGGAUAAUUAUACAAACUGAAAGUGAAAAUUAGAAGGGAAAUAUAGUCCCUCGUACUGUUGUGUUGUGUUUUGUUUUGUUUAUUUAUUUUAAAUCUCAGGUAUAUGCUUUGUGUAUGAGUGUUUCACAGAGUUCCACAGCAAAAAGCUCCCAAUAAUAUACAGUGUUUAACCCCUUCACUUCCAGAAUCAAGUAUAGACAUUUUUUCAUGUACUUUUGCAGAAUGAAACACAUAAAACCUCACUCACCUUAAUUCAUACUCUUGGAAAGUUUGUCAGCAUGUAGAGGAAUGAAUUUCUCUGCCAGAAGCCACUAAUGGCGACAAGUGUGCUGAAUAAUUCUGCUGGCUCCCUCCUUCCAAACAGUAAAAGACAUUUUAAUGGGUCAUAUCAUUCCUACAGUUAGGUACAGGUGGGGAUAUAUGCUUUAACUUUGUUGACUGUGUGUAGACAUUAUUUUGAAAUUCAGAUGUUCUUUUUAUAUUCUGAUACAACUUUUAGUAAGCUGUAUUGCAAGUAAUGCCUUCAGAGUCCAUACAAAUACCAUUUAAAUAGGCUAAUUUGUUUUACCUAUUAAUGUCACACCUACUGUAUGUGAGAAAAAUAUAUAUUUUUUAUUUUAUUAUAUCAUUUCAGACCCUGUGUGAAAUAUAUUAUAAAGGAUACUGCGUAUUGUCUAAAGCCUGUAAUUUCACAUCUAUUUUUAUAAAGCCUUAAUGAAUAAGUAAAAAAUAAAAAUUGCUAAAAUUUACAUAAUUUUUAUUUUUGCGUUUUGUCUGAAAUGCAAUCUAUACAUAAAAUUGCUGUUUUACUAUAUGUUUAUCUGCUAGCUAUGCAUCCCUUGCUUCAAAUAAAUAUUAUGCUAAGUGUUUUGCAGAGAUCCACAGCAAUAAAACUUAGUUUAGAGUGCAUGAAUUUAUCACGGAGUUCUGGUGUGUGUUGUGUGGUAUGCUGAAUGAAUCUGGCGAGGUGGCUUAGUGUGGGGCUGCUGACGAUCCCUGGUGGUCCAGCGUGGGCGUGCUGUAACCAGGAGGAAGUUUCAUAAAGUAGUCUGAACCCAACAGAAAUGUAAGCUAACUUGCUUGCUACCGGCAGUGCUCCCCCUGUCUCACCUGAUUCCCUGAGGGCAUGGCCUCAGUGACCUAAUGAUUAAUCUGUGCCUACAGAUAUGGAGAGAUGGGAAAAAUCGAUUUUACAUUUUUAAAAAGUGGAUGCAAGCCUUUUGGGUAUAAAUAAGGAGAUAUGCAUUACACAACCUUCAUACUUUACGAAUGUAUAAAUAAAAAGAUAUACAUUAAACAACUUCAUAAUAUACCUAUGUAUAAAUAAGAAGAUGUGCAUUUUCCCAAAACAAGGAUAGAAGGUGCCUGUAGCAAAUGUGUUAAAAAUGAUAAGCUUAGAGUCAUGUCUACAAAUGCUCACAGUUUAGGGAAUAAGAUCCAUGAACUUGUGGCAAUAAUGGCAACUGAUAAUGUAGAUAUAGUCGCUGUUACUGCGACUUGGUAUAAUGAGAAAAGUGACUGGGACAUAGCAAUACCAGGGUACUCUUUUUAUAUAGAAAAGACAGGGAAGGCAAGAAAGGGGGAGGAGUGGCCCUGUAUGUGAAAGAUAGCAUAAAAUCUAGCCUAAUAAAAGUUAGUGAGGCGAACAUAGAGUCCGUUUGGGUUACGUUAGAAUUUGGUAAUCACACAGUAACUCGUGUAGGUGUGAUUUAUAGGCCCCCAGGGCAAAUAAAAGAGUUAGAUAAUCUACUAGUUGAGGAAAUAGCUAAAAUGACAAUGAAGGGGGAAGUUAUCAUCAUGGGUGACUUUAGUCUUCCUGAUGUGAAUUGGAAAACAAAAAUAGCUGCUUGUGCCAGGAGCACACAUAUUCUAAACUCCUUACUGGGAUUGUCUCUAAAACAAGUCGUUGAUGAACCAACUCGUAAAGAGGCGAUACUACAUUUAGUGUUAACAAAUGGAGAUUUGGUAUCCGAUAUUACUGUAGGUGAAUGUUUAGGAUCCAGUGAUCAUCAGUCAGUGUGGUUUAAUAUAAGAACAGUGAUUGAGUCACACCACACAAAAACAAAAGUUUUAGACUUUAAAAAAAAAAACAGACUUUUCUAAAAUUAAAAUAUGUGUAAAGGAGUCAUUAUCAGACUGGAGCAAUUUAAAUGGCGUCCAAGAGAAAUGGGAUUACUUAAAAGUUGCACUGCUGAAGGCAACAAAAAAUUGCAUUAGGCUUGUCAGUAAAAGCAAAAAAUUCAAGAAACCACUGUGGUACUCCGCAGAUGUGGAAAGUGAGGAAGACAGAAUGAUCUAUAAGAUUAGGCAGAGGCUAAGCAAGUUAUAAGAGCUUCCAAAUCACACACAGAAGAGAAAAUAGCAUAGUCAGUGAAAAAAAGAUUGGAAGUUAGCGAAUGUUGUGCCCAUUCACAAGAAAGGUAGUAGGGAGGAGUCGGGCAACUAUAGACCAGUAAGCCUUACUUCAGUAGUGGGGAAAGUAAUGGAAACCAUGUUAAAGGACAGGAUUGUUGAACCUCUAAAAACACAUGGAUUUCUAGAUCAGCAACAACUUGGGUUUACUUCAGGGAGAUCAUGCCAAACUAAUCUUAUUGAUUUUUUUUGAUUGGGUAACUAUAAUUAUAGAUCAGGGUGGUGCAGUAGACAUUGCUUACCUAGAUUUCAGUAAGGCUGUUGACACUGUUGCACAUAGAAGUCUGAUCAAUAAACUGCAAUCUUUAAGUUUGGAUUCCAAUAUUGUUGAAUGGGUAAGGCAGUGGCUGAGUGACAGGCAACAGAGGGUUGUAGUCAAUGGAAUAUAUAUUCGAAGCUUGGGCUUGUCACCAGAGGGGUACCUCAGGGACAUGUACUUGGACCCAUUCUCUUUAAUAUUUUUAUUAGUGAUAUUGCAGAAGGUCUUGAUGGUAAGGUAUGUCUUUUUUUUUUCUGAUGAUACUAAGAUAUGUAAUAGGGUUGAUGUUCCAGGAGGGAUAAGCCAAAUGGCAAAUGAUUUAGGUAAACUAGAAAAAUGGUCAGAGUUGUGGCAACUGACAUUUAAUGUGGAUAAGUGCAAGAUAUUGCAUCUUGGACGUAAAAACCCAAGGGCAGAGUACAGACUAUUUGAUAGAGUCCUAACCUCAACAUCUGAGGAAAGAGAUUUAGGGGUGAUUAUUUCUGAUGACUUAAAGGUAGGCAGACAAUGUAACAUAGCAGCAGGAAAUGCUAGCAGAAUGCUUGGCUGUAUAGGGAGAGGUAUUAGCAGUAGAAAGAGGGAAGUGCUCAUGCCAUUGUACAGAACACUGGUGAGACCUCACUUGGAGUAUUGUACGCAGUACUGGAGACUGUAUCUUAUCUUUAGAAGGAUAUUGAUACUUUAGAGAGAGUUCAGAGAAGGGCUACUAAACUGGUUCAUCUUUCCUCCAAGCUAUAAAUAUUAAGAUCCUUUAACCUUUUCUGGUAAGUUUUACCCUGCAAUCCAUGAGACAUGGGGUAUAUGAUAGAAACAUUUAAAUACAUACAGGGAAUCAACACAGUAAAGGAGGAGACCAUAUUUAAAACAAGAAAAACUACCACAACAAGAGGACCUAGUCUUAAAUUAGAGGGGCAAAGGUUUAAAAAUAAUAUCAGGAAGUAUUACUUUACUGAGAGGGUAGUGGAUGCAUGGAAUAGCCUUCCAGCUGAAGUGGUAGAGGUUAACACAGUAAAGGAGUUUAAGCAUGUGUGGAAUAGGCAUAAGGCUAUCCUAACUAUAAGGCAUGGGACUAAUGAAAGUAUUUAGAAAACUGGGCAGACUAGAUGGGCCAAAUGGUUCUUAUCUGCCGUCACAUUCUAUGUUUCUAUGUUACUUCCAGCUCUGACUUGCUUGAUUUUUGCCCCAAAUUUCUUUAGGUUUUUCACUUGGAGGAUAUAGUUGAAGAGACUGGUUUUGUUCUGGAGCAAGAUUCUGAGUAUUGUCAGAGGUUCUUAGAAGAUGACGAAGAAAUCACUCUCAGUAUAACUGGCAAAGGAGGUAGCAGCAAAAAAUACCAGGUGACAUUCAAACUAUUACUGUAGCUGCCCACGCUACCCCACCAUUUCUUUUACCCCAUAGGCAUGGAGGGCCUAUUUAUAACCUUUAGAAUGUUGCAUGGAGGCUUAUACAUGGUUAAUACCAUAGAAAGGGCAAGCCCAGACCUAAUUCUACUCUUUACCUAUAUAAUGCGAAGUAUAUGGAAAAGAUGGCUAGAUCGUAACAUUGAUUGCCCUAAAGUGAAGUGGGGAUUAUUGUGUUUUUAUAAUUACCUCUUCUGCUCACACCAUUAUAUUUAGAGCUUCAGUGGCAUUUACUGAAGGGAUGACAAACUAUCUUUGUGAAAAAGUGACAGUUCCUGUUUAAAACAUUUCUACUACAGUCUUAUCCAUCUGCAUUAAAUGAUUUCCCAGACAGUAAAGUCACCAUCUGAAAAACAAAUAUUUUCUUAGCUGUAAUUAAACCAAGAAUUGUUUAUAACUUUACCUGAAAUCUCAUCUUCUUUUCAGGAGUUCAUCCCUGGUCAGUUGAGUACUGAUUUGGAUCCAAGCCCUCACUACCAGAAGUUCAGCAAUAGGACACGCCACGCUGUUCUCUACAUGAACCCAAACAAAAUCAAUCUGGACCUAAUCCUCCAACUGCUGAUAUUCUUAGGUACGUUAUAGGUCGUGAUUUGUAAAGGCAGCAUGAGCAUCUCUCUGUACACUAUACAGUCACUAGUGGUGCUCUGUCCUGUACAUCAAGUAGUAUAUGAGGUUUUCUUUGCACUAUAUAAUGUAGAAACGUGCUUUAUAACCGGGUUUCUCAGUGUUCGUUUCAACGAGUAAGGAGCACUUUAACAAACAGCCACUAGAGCUUGCUGAAGUGUUUAGAGUGCCUGGAGUCCACUGGUUUAAUAUCUGCAAGUUCAAGAACAUUUUUAUAUAAAUUUUGGCUGCAUUAUUAAUGUGGAAUUAACACUCCUUCAUUAUCAGUGUCCAACCUGGGAGAAACUGAUUGGUUUACAGCAGUGGGGGCAGGUUAAUGCAUCUCAUCCAGAUUGGACAAAAUUGACAUUUAUAUUUAGACAACGAGUUAAGUACCCUUGAGGUACGGAAUGCAUUCAGCGGCUCUACAUUUUAGUGUGGUUGUGGACUCUUCUAGCUUGCUGUGACCUUUUUCUCCUCUGUUUUGAUUUUGUAUUAAACAUUGUUAUUUUGUACUUUACGCUCUUUACGGUACUUUACGCUUUUUGUUUCUCCACCACUCAGACAAAAGUGCACAGUACAGGAAUGUGGAGGGAGCUGUGCUCAUCUUUCUGCCAGGACUGGCUGACAUCCAGCAGCUGUAUGAUCUGUUGUCUUCUGAUAAGAGGUUUCAGGACAGGAGAAGGUAAUCAGUGUUAGCUGACCUGUUGAUAAUUAACCCCUUUAGCUGCUAGAUUAUUUCACAUCCAUGUGCCUAAAGCUUUUAUUCAUGCUUUUGUGCCCCCCUGCCUUUGAACCCCCUCUUUUCAAAAUGUAUCUUUUGUCCCUCUGUGUUUUCUAGGGAGUUAUUUGGUCUCUAAAUGAGCCACUAGUUCAAGUGACUUGUAGAUUACAGGGCAUGUGACCCCUGAUUCCCAUAUGGAUUACCGUUUGUAAAUGGGAUCACUAGUAUCCUAAGUGAACAAAAGACUCUUCAUUUUAAAGGGCAGGUUCUGACCACUCUAAUGAAGGGUACCUUGUCCCCAAUAAAGCAGACUGAAAGAAAUGGGUUGUGUUAGAUUCCCUCCUCCCCAAAGACAAACAUAAUUGUCAGAAGUGUCUCUUGGCUCUCCCUCAUUUUGUGAGAUUACCACAGAUUGCAUAAUGUCCCAAGGCGCCGGGGACAUCUUUAAUUUGUAUAACGAGGAGGAAUAAUUGGAUCGCUCCUUAUUAUGGUUUGGAAAUGCAGGAGACUGCAUUAUGUUGUGAGAAGUGUAUUGGAAUGGGGAGAGGAGUGCUAAGAGGCAGCCUUGUAGUGCACAAUGCUGCAAAGCACUUCUUUGUUAGUUUCAAAAACUAUGCAUACUACAGCAUGAAAAAAUAUACAGCAUAUUUCUCAGCUAACAUCUUCAAACAUCUAUCAGAUUGUUGGUGCCCAGAGUAUAACUUGAUACAAGCAGAGAUUCAAUUCAGAUUCUUGAAAUUGUAUGACUGUGAGAUUUUCUCAUUUCAGAUACAAAGUGAUAGCAUUGCAUUCAAUCCUUUCCAGUCAGGAUCAGGCUGAAGCUUUUAUACUACCCCCACCAGGAACCAGGAAGGUAGGGUGACUAUUUUAGAUGCCAAGAUGUAUUUAUUAACAUAGUACUGAUGUGUGGGGCUGCUAAAAAGACAGGACUUGGUAUGUAUACAGAUAUCUAGUUUGGGGACCAUUUUAAAUGAUUUUAUCGGUCACAAUUGAUAUAUUUUCAUUCUGCAAUCAUCAUAUACUUAGUAAGCAAGUUGCUCAAGGAAAGUUUUAAUUUCUGUUUAAGUGAUUGUUGAAGGAGGAAAAAAAGUGUAUAAAAAAAUAUGGACAUCCCCGGCAGGACUUUGAGGUGAUCCGGAUAGAGCCUCUGGGACCGACACAGUCAGUAUAAUCACAGGCGAUGCAUGAGAGAGCACGUUUUUUGUUAUACUUACAAAAAGUACAUGCUUGGGUGCAGCUGGCUUCCCCACUGGAGGGCCAGAGUAUAUCUCUUGAAUUUGCCUGUAGAAGCUGCAUCUAUCCAUCUAAAUCUGUAUUACUACUCUUACAUAGUGCUGCGGUGCACACUCAGGCUCAAUGAUAGUGUAGCAAUUUAUAUCUUUUACUGUGCAUUGUUCUUACCAUUCCGUACUGAAUAUUUUUAAAUGCAUGGAUAUUGUUCAAAUUUUUGUCUUUUACUAUACAUUGUUAUUACCAUUUUGUAUUGUCUGUCUUUAAACACGUCUGAUCUACAAUAAAAAGAAAAUAAAUUUAAAAAAAAUAUGGACAGCUUUUUUCUUUUGACGAUGAUUAUAAAUUUUUAAUCUGCACAUCAGGGUAUUAAAAUAAUUUUUAUAUUAAUAAAUAAUGAAUAAUUAACAACACGUUUUUGUUUUUUUCUGUUUCUUUACUUGUAACCUAUUUACCAGAAUGUACCCAGGCUUACUGUUUUGUAAAUUUCUACAUUAUUGUAACUGGUUUUGCAGCAGGUACAGAUAUCAGAAUUAAAAAGGAAGUUAAAGGCACGGGGCUCAUGGCACACUCACCAGAGCUAACAUUUUCACUCUGCAAUGCUGAAUGGAAAUUUUGGGCCCUGGGAUAUAAUAUAUAAUGUGUGUGUGUGGGUCACAGAGAACUGUAGACUUGAAUUUUAGAUGAAUUGUUAAGAUUUACACUGUUAUUUUGAGUGCGUAGUAUACAUUGUCAUAUAAAGGUAUUUCUGAUUUUUUAUUUUUUAUUUUUUCUAAACAGAUUGUAUUGGCAACAAAUAUUGCAGAAACAGGAAUUACCAUCCCCGAUGUGGUGUUUGUCAUUGAUGCUGGACGCACAAAGGAAAAUAGGUAAUCACAUAUUUUCUGAUAAGAACCAAUGCUUCACCAUGAGGAUAGGCAGCCUCUUGAUUCUCUGGACUACACCUCCCAUGAUGCUUUGCCAUUCUGAAGGUUGACUGAUCAUCCUGAAAGAUAUAGUUUACCACAUGUGAAAUGUCAGAGGUUGCCAAUUAAUAAUUAUUAUUUUUAGACUAACUUUUAAAAAUGUCUUCCAAACGUUGUGUAAAUAUGGGCCAUCCCUCCAUUGGUCCGCAAUAUGCGUAAUCUAACUAAAUUUAGAUGAACUGUAGUAAUUGCAAAAUAGCUCACAAAGUGCUUGAGCAGGGCACAUUUUGGUAUUCUAAAAAUCAGCGAAGGGACACAGAUGCUCCAUGUUCACAGUAAAGUUAACAAGUUGGUAAGAAGUCCAAAAAAGUUAACUAAUUCCUGUUACGCUUCACGAACAGCAUUUCCUCAGUGUUUCUCCUCAAAAGGAUAAAGGAGACUGCAUGCCCAUUAUUGAAGCAAACAUCCUAUUAUUUAUAUCGGACUUUAAGAUGUACAGUAUAGGGAGCCAUUUAUGUUUUCUUACGAACUGUAUAAUGAUAUCUACUUUUAUUGUAUCUAUGUUUAUAUCACCUUGGCAGGUAUCAUGAAAGCAGUCAGAUGAGCUCCCUGGUUGAGACUUUUAUUAGCAAAGCUAGUGCCUUGCAACGCCAAGGAAGAGCUGGUCGUGUUCGGCCUGGAUUCUGCUUCAGACUUUAUACAGAGGAAAGGUAAAUCGCCUUGUUUCUAAUUGCAGUGAAAAAUCUCCCUUAAACAUGCUCUGAUUAUGAGACCUAUUAAAUGGCCAAACAUAAAUCAAGUUUAGCGAUCUAUAUCAGUACAUCUAGUUUGGCAGAGGAUUCCAAUUCUUGACAUUCAUCAAUCACUGGAGAGCCCCCAAGUUUACAUGCAAAGUGGUCACUAUUCCAUAAUUUAUUCUUCUUGUCUGAUUUAAAUAUCUGUGGAUUUUUUAUUAUUAUUUUUUUUCCUACAGAUUUGGGAGUUUUUUAGCUUACUCUGUUCCUGAAAUUCUGAGAGUACCUUUGGAAGAGCUGUGUCUACACAUCAUGGUGACACAUUUAAUUUCUUCAAUUUUAUGUUUAAAUUAUUAAUCGAUGUUCAAUGUAUUACCUUUUAUGUUGCAUUCUUAGAAAUAAUAAUUUUGUAUUUUGUGCAAAAAUAUAAAUUUAAAACUAAAAGUAGACCUGUUUAAUGAUAUUAAAUCAUUUGCAUAUGUUUGUUUUUUUGUUUUUGUUUGUUUUACAGUGAGAGCAAUUUAUGUUUUCUGUUUGUUCAUAGUCAGUACCACAAGUGUAGAGAACUCCAGAAUGUGUUGUUGAUUUGUAAAUAAUAAAUUUAAAUACUUUGUUUCCCGUCUCUAGAAAUGUGAUCUUGGAUCUCCUGAGGACUUUUUGUCAAAGGCAUUAGAUCCUCCUCAGCUUCAGGUCAUCAGUAAUGCAAUGAACCUUCUGCGGAAGAUAGGAGCUUGCGAGUUGACUCUGCCCAAACUGACACCUUUGGGUCAGCAUCUUGCUGCAUUGCCAGUCAAUGUGAAGAUUGGCAAAAUGCUCAUCUUUGGAGCGAUAUUUGGCUGUCUUGACACUGUAGUAAGUUGAUGAUCCUACAUCUUGUUUAAUUGACUUUCCUAUAUCGAUGAAUAUAUUUACCUUUCUAUCAACAAAAGAUAAUAAUAAUGAACUUGGCCAUUGUAAAUACCAAGAAAUUUUUAAACAGAGAAAUCCCAGAUUUUCUAAAUUAAUAUUAAAAAACUAAUAAUAUUUUUUGGAAGAUAGUGACAGUGAGUACCCAGAAAAUAAUAAUAUUUUCCUGCCCUAUCUCUCGGGCCAAGCGGCAUUUAAGUUACAGUCCUGAGAGCAAAGAUGCCUCACUGGGGCAUUGGCUGCUGUAAACGCUGAUAGAGUGGGAAUAUGAUUUCAUAUCCUAACUCGUUUCUUAAUAAAGCGUCCUGAGAGAGCAUCGGGGGAUAUAAAUAUUUUUAUAGAUUGCCACUGUGUCAAACGCUCAUAAAAGUCAAACGUUCUAGUGCAUCUUUAGAAGAAUCUCUGUAGAGGUGUUUUAUUUUAAUAGUAAAUAAUGUUGCAGAUUAGAAAUUCACAAACUCUGGUAGGACUGGAUUAAUGAUGAUUUAACUUCACAGAUGUCAUUCAAACGUUCCGAGAUUUUAUUCUUGUUAAAAGCAAUUGGUACCAGAGAUGCAAACGAUCACUGAAGCAAAUAGCAAACUUAGAUGUCAUCAGGGCUGUAUUUUAAUUGCUUCUAAAAAAAUAAGCUAAUCAUCAUAAAAAAGUGAUGUUACUUUCUUACAAUUUACUGAUCUCGGUGCAUUAUGUGGACUAUAGAGUGUAGACUUUUUUUUUUUUUUUAAAGCGACACGAUAUUUACCAUGAUGUUAGAAUUUACACAAUAAUAAUACCCUUUUACACAGUGCUCUUACUCUUUCUCAGAGUGUUUUCACAGUGUAUCCAGAUAGCGUUUUUAUGUAAUAUUCCAUGCAGUGACAUUUGAUUAUCAUCUCUCAUUUGUUCAGUUUUGUAUUGUGCAUGUUAUAACUGAUUAGUGUUGUAAAACUUUUCACUUUGUGUCUACUAAUAGGCAAUUCUAGCAGCCACAAUGACUGAGAAAUCCCCAUUUAUAACACCAAUCGGCAGAAAAGAUGAGGCGGAUCUGGCAAAGUCAGCCUUAGCCAUAGCAAACUCUGAUCACCUUACCAUCUUCAGAGCAUAUAUGGGGUAAGCCAGCCACAUAAAUGUAUAGGAAUUACAUUGUUACUUUAUAAAUUAACUGGCAAUGCCGGUGAUGCCUAUUCUUUGUACCGCAAAUGUUUUGUGGGUUACAUGGCAUGUUUAGCCAUUAUCCUUCUAAGGGACCAUUUUAAGCUUGAUCUAGGAAAAUCAGACACCACAAUUCUCACCCUCGCUCAGUUCACAAACUCUGAUUAAACUGGCUGGACAUGCAGGCCCCUGUCAAAAUGGCCAGUGAAAUUAAUAUGGAGAAAUGGUCAUGGUGUAUCAGGCCCUACCAGGAAGGAUUGUGGAAGUAUACAGACUCACAUUAUGACUGUGGAAUAUUAAAGAAUUCCAGAGGUUUGUAUUCGGACCAAGACUAGAAUAGUGGCAUUCUCAGGGUCAUUUGACCUGGAGCAGACUUCCCAAUAUUCUGCACUGGUUUAAUGAACUUCUCAUUUGUACUUUUGUGGCAAUUAUUUCAUAGCCAGCACAGCUCUGCUCAAAACUUGCUUGAAAAUCUUUGUGUUCCAUACCAUAGGUAAAAGAGAAUAAACUAUCAUUUUAAAAACAGAAACCUCUCCUUUUAUACUGUUUUUAAUAGCUAGGUAGAGAAUUCUUGAAUUUGUAGUUAAUGUAUUUUUUUUAAAAUUAUUACAGAAAAAAGAUGGCUAUUAAAUUAAUUUGUGAAUUUCAGGAUAAGCUGCAUUAGAAAGUGCCAGGUCAUAUUAUUAUAUUACCUGAGGAAAUAAAGUAUUGGUUUUAACCCAAUAAAGAGAUUUUAAUUUUUAAUUUUAUCAUGGAUAGUAAAUUGUAGCAACACUGCGUCAAGUGUCUAAACAAAACAGGCAGAUGGUAUGUCUGAGCUAUUCUGUCCCAUUUGCACUUUGAGAACCAACUGGUUUAAACCUACUUCCCAAUUUCUGGCAUGGAAGAUACUUAAUGAAUUCUCUCUCUAAUUUAUUUCAUCAGGUGGAAGUUAAGUCGAGGAGAAGGAUACAAUUCUGAAAUGAGUUACUGUCGGAAAAACUUUUUAAAUAGAAAAGCACUUUUAACAAUUGAGGUAUGAUUUAUUUCAGGGUGCAAAACACACCACUAAGAGUUAAAUGGAGAUUUCACGAUACAAAAUGAUCAUUUUAUAUAAAUUUAUAUAUAACACAUACGUAAUAGUAUGGCACUCUACCCACAUUGAUGGGAAAUCAAAAAAUAAUCACAGUGCUGCACAGUGCAGAAAGUAUAAAUCACAACAAAAUCAGAGUACUCACUGGUUUUAAUUUUGUGAAUUUGAAUACAUUUUCAUUUUGUUGUGAAUUAUCCAGUGAGUGCUCAUUUUGUUGUGAUACACACACACGCACUCAUACAUACAUACAUACACACACACACACACACACACGCAUACAUACAUACAUACACACGAGAGCCACAACAUUAAAACCACUGACAGGUGAAGUGAAUUACAUUUGAUUAUAUGAUUACAAUGGCACCUCUCAUUGGUGUCAGGCACAUUGAUGCAUCUGGUCCAAUCACAUCUUAUAGCUACUGUAGCUCAAAUUGCUGGAAAACUUAAAGCUGGCUAUAAUUAAAAGGUGUAUUAACAUAUAGGGCAUAGCAGUUUCCUGCAUAUGUGGCUCCAUGGCCGCAGACAGGACAUAGUGAAAGUGAUGACCCCUACUCACUGCCAAAAGCACCUUCAACGUUGUUUUAGUAGUAGUAGUAGUAGUAGUAGUGCUAAAUCGUGUAUGGUGUGGAUAGGAGUAAGAUCCUAACCUGUUGCACCUGCUGAGAAGUUUUGUUAAAAAUGCAGAAUACUUUCGUUUACAGGCAAUAAAAUAACAAAUCCAAUGAUUGCGUUUGUGUCCAACCUCAGCUUCUUUAAUAAACCUUUCAAUAUUGUCUGUUAAAACAAAUGUGGCUGUUUUCAUUAUCACACAUGAUUCUGUAUUUUGUUUUUCAAGGAUGUGAAGCAAGAAUUAAUAAGGCUAGUGAGUGCUGCAGGAUUUCAAUGUCCAUUACCUGUUGGUCCAAAAGAGCAUUAUGGUCAUGGAGACAAAAGAAUCUUCUCACCCCAUGAGACCUCUCUUCUUAAGGCUGUCCUGGCAGCUGGUCUCUAUGAUAAUGUAGGCAAGAUCUUGUUCACGAAGUCUGUUGAUAUCACUGAGAAGUUGGCCUGUAUGGUGGAAACUGCUCAAGGGAAGGCACAAGUCCACCCAUCUUCUGUAAACCGAGAUCUCCAAGUCUAUGGUUGGCUUCUUUAUCAGGAGAAGGUAAGGUAAUCUUAUUGUAGUGGUUAUGGUGCAACGAUUAUGAGAUAACCUGUUUUUUGUAAAAUUGCUUCAAGUGGCUUGGUAAAAAGUCCAACGUUUGUAUUAUAUGUGUGGCAGCAGACUGUUUUUUUUUUUUUGUUAUUUUAAAGACCAAUUUAUAAUCAAACCACUUGAAACAUGUUUAACAAAACAGAGGGACUGCGCCCCAACCGCUAUUGACUAUGCUGUCGUUUUGUUAACUGCUAAUGAAAAUCGAUAUGUAAUAGGCUCCAAAAUGUGUCUAUUUAAGGCAAAUGUUCCAAAAGGAGAUGUAAAUGAUGCUUGCUUUAUGGCUGUAUGAAUGGUACUGGGAAACAUGAUCAACCCAUUCUUUAUGAUGUACUUUUUGUACAGGUUAAGUAUUCCAAGAUUUUCUUGCGGGAAACCACAUUGAUUUCUCCAUUUCCUAUUCUCCUGUUUGGAGGCAACAUAGAGGUGCAACAUCGGGAGCGACUUUUAACUGUGGAUGACUGGAUUCAUUUUCAGGUAAAAAAUAACCAAAAACUCACUGCAUACGUGAUACUGUCACACAUACACUAGCAGUAUAAGUAUAUUUUGUAAGAACACCAGAACAUGUAAACAACAUAUGCGUACACUUUGUAAUACACCCUCUGAUUAAAUAACUAUAGUACGGUAAUCUGACUGUGCUACCACAUACAAUGUUUAGACUUGCUUUUAGUAGCUGUAAGUAACUGACCAUGAGUUAAGUUAGUAUAUUUAUAAUUGUGGUGGCAGUAAAUGUUGUCACUCUAUUAAUAAAUUAAAAAAAUAAAAUUACUGUCUUGUAUGGACCAGUGCGUGAUCCACCUGACGCAAACACAAAAAAAAGAAAACACUCCAGACAAAUAAAGCACUUCAGUUUGUUGGAGUCUGUAAUAUUAUAAAAGUGAUUAUUUCACUAGGAAUCAGCACUUUUAUAAAACUUUGCCAAAAUGCCUCCCCGACUGUCAAUGAGACAGCUUUCUUCUGCUGCUGUUUGCUUUGUGGCGCUGGGCCAGGGCAUGCCUGCCUUCUCCCUCAUUGAGAAGCAUAGCAAAGCCGUAUGUGCAUGUAUACUGGUGGCUGCGGCACAGGGUUUUUUUCUGUGAAAAGUCUUUAACAAAAAGGAAGGGCUUGCAAAGGCGGCAGUCAACAGGCUUGCAGCAUUUUUUUCCAAUAUAGAAAAGAAAUACACGUAUGUAUUCAUUGGGGAUGUAUCUACUAAGCUGUAAAAAAGAAAAUGUGAAUAGAUAGAUAAAAUGAUUUCAGUACAGUGUUCUUUAAUUCUAUAGCUAUGAUUAUGUGCAGAUUUUUCUAGGGCUGCCAGUAAAGGUUUAUUGACUUGUGAAUCAAUGAAACAUUAUUUAAUACCAGGGAACAGCAUUUUUCAGAUGUAUUACAAAUCUUUUUAAUAUUUUAAUAUGUCAGAUAGUGUCACUUUAGGCACUCAAACCACUUCAGUUCAUAGAAGUGGACUGGGUGCAUAUCCCCAGGUUCCUUAGCCCUGCAAAGGUAAUUAUUGCAGUGGGUGUCUACCAAACAGAGUGACUUCUGGGUCGUUAGAUGACUUUUGAUCGCCUAACUGAUGCUGGCCGUCCUAAUUCUAUGCACGAGGACAUCUAGCGUCACCUGAAACUCCGUAGGAAAACAUUGUAUAAUACUUUCCUAUGAGGAAAUCCUAAUACAAGCGCAGCCAUUGUCGCCUAUGCGCAUUAGGUCUCCCCUGACGGCUGACAUCAGUGGGAAAGGAGCAAAGGCUGACCCCGAGCUAAGGCCAAGGGACAUUGGUGUUGGAACAAAGUAAGUGACAGAAGGGGUUUUUAACUGCUUCUGCACCACAGGAGUUGGGAGGGGCACUAUAGUUUCCCUUUAAAGGGUUACUCCAAACAAAAACCAGUGCUUUCAUAAAACACUGGUUUUGGUCGCAGUAACCUUUUCUGUUAUGGCAUGCCCCACCCAUCAAACGCCAAAUAAAUACGUUACAAAAGCCUAAACUUUUUUCCAUCUCAGCGGCCAAGUUCUCCUCUCAGCCUGCUCUUCCUCUGCUGAUGUCAACCCCCCUUGCCAGACUGAAGGGCGCACGGGAGAGGUCUGAGGGUGCUUCCAUUUAACUGUCUGUUGCUCAUAAUUGAGAUUAGACAAGCAGGAACUCGAGGGGCUUGCUAAUGAUGCCACUAUAAUGCUUCAGAGGUGAUGUUAAUGAUGUUUCAGAUGGUUAAUCUCUGUAUGUGCAGCAUUUCAUAGAGAAGCACUGUACAGUCAGAUUCAAGGCACCACAUGAAAUCACUGAAGGGGUCAUGGUGUUUGGAGUAGCACUUUAAAUAUACUUGCACAUCAACAGAGAAAUGUAUAUUAAAGGGACACUAUAGUGUCAGGAAAACUGCACUAUAGUACCCUGAGGGUGCCCCCACCCUCAGGGUCCCCCUCCCGUGGCGCUGAAGGGGUUAAGACCCCUUCAGCUACUCACCCUUUUCCCCCGCUGGGCUCCCUUACCUCUCCUCCCCCGCCGACGUCAGCAUCCUUGUCUGACGUCACCAGCGCCGAAUGCGCAUGCACAGCACGGCCGCGUGCGCAUUCAAAGUGUCCGUAGGAAAGCAUUUUUCAAUGCUUUCCUAUGGACGCUCUGCGUGAUUGAGGCAUAAUAUGCCUCAAUCAUUGCCGAUGCGCAUCUAGUGGCUGUCCGGAAGACAGCCACUAGAGGCCGACUUAACCCCAUAGAAACUGCUAUGUUUACAUCAGGCAGGGUUAAUCCUAGAGGGACCUGGCACCCAAACCACUUCAUUAAGCUGAAGUGGUCUGGGUGACUAUAGUGUCCCUUUAAGCCAGAAAGCAUAUGUGUAAUACCUUAAUUCUACCAGUAGAGGGCUGAAUAGCUCUAUUUAUAGAAUGUGUUUCCUUUCUCCAACUAAACUUCGUUAUCUGGAACAGUUUAGAGAAACUGUAAGAAACAGUUUCACUCGGAUUACUUUCUCGGAGAGACAAAUAUUGCAUAAAUGCUCUGCAAUCAAUAAAUAUAUCAGUUUUUCAUCCAAUUUAAACAUACUUUUUUAGCUCAUUGUAUUUUUUUUGUUUUUGUUUUGCACUUAUAUUACAUCUUCUUCCAACGUAUUGCUACAAAUAGCCAAUUAUCCAGUAAGUCGCAGGAGCCACAUAUCGCCCACGCAUUUUAUAUGUAUAGAUUUCUGUGUUUUUAAAAAACAUACAUGUCUUGAUUAAUGUAUUGUGUCUAGGCUCCAGUAAAGAUUGCUGUCAUUUUUAAAGAAUUGCGUGUCUUAAUUGAAUCUGUUUUAAAGAAGAAACUUGAAAACCCCAAAAUGUCCCUUGAAGGUAGGUUUUACUACUUGCAAAAUGUUUCUUUAUUACCUGUUCCAAGAUACUUGCUAGACGGUCAAUCUUGUGAAAAAUGAUUAAUCAUGAAUUCAGCACGAUAUAAUCACCAAGCUUCCAUAACCACAUCAUCAUAGCUGUGUGAGGUGCUGGCAUGCUGAUGCAAAUAUAACAUUCUUUCCUUUGCUGCACUAGAUCUCUUUAAUUCUUCUUGAUAAUGGGAGCAAAAUAGUUAAUUCUCUGAAAAGGGAGCUAGUGGAAGAUUAGAACUAUAAUGUAACGAUUUAGGCAAAACUAAAGUUAGGAAAUCCUAUAAAUUGGCUUAAAGGAUGCCAUAAUUAAGUAAUAACAAUGUUUAUUUUUGUAUGGUUUUUUAAUUGAAUGUAUUCCUCUAUCGUAUUAACCCUUUAAGGACACAUGAUUCCCUUUUAUUCCAGAAGUUGUGUCAUUUAGGGGUUAAAGUAAUGCCCCUCUCUCCCAGUAAAAACAAAAAUAGCACUAGCUCCCGAACAUUUUCCUCACUGCAGCUCAAUCCUCUUCUGGUGAGAUGUCCCACACUGAUCUGUGUCCAAUCAGAUGGCUCUCAUAGAAAUACAUUGAGGACACGAAGCACAUAUGUGGAAAUCACUAAAAUUUGCAGUAGCAUAACUUGCAUCUCUGCCACAAAACCACAUUGUUAGGAUUCAUUAAGAUGUGCUCACGGCUACUCCUGGUUUAUUGAGCUAACGAUACUAUGUUUUAACUAAUUGAAAUUAACCUGGUAUAAUAUUUUUGUUAUUUCACAGAUGAUAAAAUUUUGAGCAUCAUCAAAGAACUAAUAAGAAAUGAGCAGUAAGAAUGUUGCAGGACUCCAAUCCCAAGGAUUGCUCUACUAUGAAACCAGAAUGAAGGCUGUGUCAAGAGAAUUUAAAUACUGUGGUAUUUCAGCUCUGCAAUGUCGAUAAUCCAUAUGGUUAACCUUUUUAGUGUUGCAUGCAGCAUUGAAGAGAUUCUUUUUUUUUUUUAUUAAAAAAAAAAAAAUGCAAGAACUAUAAUAUGUAUUCUUGAAUUUUCAAUAAAUUACUGUGCCAUA